This is a messenger RNA of Pelobates cultripes (western spadefoot toad), 45813 nucleotides long. NCBI's taxonomy places the organism in Eukaryota, Metazoa, Chordata, Amphibia, Anura, Pelobatidae. The record is from the annotation of a GenBank genome assembly.
GCCUUUUCAGAAGACAGGAAAAAAAAUCACCAGUUCAUGUAAGGACUGCAGUUCCAGGAGAUGCACAAUCUCAGUCUUCUCCAAAUCAGGCGGUUUAAUUUCUAAAUACAAGAAUUUCAAAUGGGGAGACCUGAGUAAUCGGUCAAGUUUAUGACAUCCUGCACUAUACUGUAAGUACAGCAAUUAUUUUAAACACAUUUAUAAUUCUGUAGGAAUAUCUGAAAUGAAUUUGUAAAAUUGAUCAUGUUUUAAUUCAAAGUAAAAUUAGCUAGCUUAUUUAGUUUGGGGAGGAAGGAGGCAUGGGAUAGAAAGCAACAUUUGCCAAGUUACCUUAAGCAAAUUAUUUUUAACCCUAAAACUGCUAAAAUGACUUAUGGCUUUGCAGGCCCCCAGACAGCAAGUCUGUUUUUACACCUUCUGUCUAGCCUUUUAUGGAAUGCAGGUACAUAAAAUAGAAUCAAUGAUUUUUCAUUUAAAACCGUGACAGUUUAAUUAGUGGGGGAAAUGUAUUUUUGUUUUGUUUUUUUGCAUGUCCACCUCCCCUAUAUAGUCUGCCUGGCUCUGUAUGGGUUAAAUCGCUAACCUGCAAUAAUUUGGAGCAUGCCAUUAAAAUCACACAUUUUUCAAUGCCAGGUGUUUUGCAAAGGGGUUAAUAAGGAGAAUUUACGAACAGAAUAUUUUUUUCUGUGUGGUGUUUCGUGCAGAAAGAGUUAAAUCUGCUUCCUGCAUUUUACAGAAGUUUGGCAUUGUUAUCUUGACUUUGCAUAUCUUUCCUGAAAUGUAUUGUGUUCUAGUUCUCUUAUUUGAAAUAUUGUUUCAAUAAGUACGAGCAGACCCCUUUAUACUUUGAAAUUGUAUUUAAAGAUUGAGUUGGCUUUGGGGCUUCAAGAAAACAGUUUUUGGUUUUUUUUUUGUUCUAAUUUAUUGAAACAAUCAGAAUUCUGCAAUAUAAACGGGCAAACCCAAAAUAUGCAGUAAAAAACCUUGCAAUAAAUGUUUCCUGCACGCUUUGUAGCAUUUGAUUAAGUGAUACUUCUCAUAGUUUAUUAUACUCUUGUUGCUUUAAACCCAACAAUAGAUUAUAUUGGCAUAAGAUUCCGACUUUUUUCAUUUCUUUGUGAAAUUAAAGGGCAAGAAAUGUACGUUUUGCUGGAAGGUUAUCCAACAAAAUGUCAGUUGAUUCAUGCGUUGAAAGGCAUAUUAUUAAAGAAAUGAUCGAUGUGUAUUCAAUUUCUCUUUAGUUUUGUCAUGAUUUUCUGUAAAAACAGUUAAUGUCUCGGAUCAUUUUCUUUAUCUAUUUGAUUUUUAUGGAGUUUACAAAUGGAUGUCACAUGACUUCUUUUCCACCAAGUAAGUACAAUAGUUUUGCUGACUAGGUAAAAUUUUACAUAACGAUUUCUGAGGAAGUAAUUUAGCCACAUGCUGCAGCGAAAAGUCUGUUACAUAGUGAGAACAGAAGAACUAAUAUAAAAAGUUUAUAAAUGUAAGGGUUGUUUAAUUUUAUUCAAGUUGUUACAGGUAUAUGUACUACAGUGUAGAGAACGGAGUAAACUAUUGAUACAUACAGCCAUAUGAUAAGUUCUAUGAAUAAGGGAAAGGUAUAGGUACGGAUUAUUUCGAACUAUAGAAGAGGUUUAAAGUAAGAGGUUAUAUAAAACAAUAUAGCGGGUUGUCUGUGGAUACAGGGCUUGUACUAUAUAAACCAUUGUGAACGGUUAAAUAGGGCAGGGUAGGCAACCUUCACUCCAGAUGUUGUGAACUGCCUCCAUCAUGCUUUUAUAGCCAUAAUGACAAAGCCUCAUCGGAGGUGUACUCCAAAAAAGUGCUGGAAUUGCCUACCCCUUAUAUAGAGCAUAGGAGGCAUCAUAGACGCAUGUUAAGUUGCACAAUUAGAUGUUUACGGAGAGGAUAUAUGGAAAGUAGGAGAUAUAGGAAGACUCUAUAUGGAGCAAUAGGAGGUGUUAUAGAGCCGAUUUGGUAAGCAGGGUUAGAGGGAGAGAUUCCAGGGCAGAGUAAAUGGAGUUGGUUAAGGGAGAUUUUAUAUGGAGGGGUUGAGUAGAGCGUUUAUUUAGCAGCAACUGAAGACAUGCAGUUGUAGAAGGAGUAACGGGGAGAGAGAGUAAACUGCAAAAAACCUAGAGUUAAGUGAGAUGUUAUGUGUAGGAGGAGUGAGCGGUUCUAUGGUGCAGUAGAUGGUGGCAUAAGAAUAUAUGGCACAGUAGGUGGAGUUAUAGGUUAUAUGGAUCAAUAAGUGAAGUUAUAACGAGAUUAUAUGGAGCAGUGGUGGAAUUAGAGACUGUAGGAAAAUGUAUAGAGGUUAUAUAGACCAUUAAAGGAUUCAUUAUAGAGCGGUUAUAUGGACCAUUAAAGGAGGCAUUAUAGAGAGGCUACAUGGACCAUUAAAGGAGGCAUUAUAGAAGUUAUAUAGAGAAGUAGGUGGAGUUAUAAGGCAGUUAUAUGAAGCCGUAAAGGGAGGUAUAAGAAUAUAUGGCGCGGUAAGUGGAGUUCCAGAGGUUAUAUUGGCAAUAAGUGAAGUUAUGAAGAGAGGUUAUAUGGAGCAGCAGGUGGAGUUAGAGACGUAAUGGAGUUAUAGAUAGUUAUAUGGAGCAGUUAGAGAUUCCAAGCCACAAUACAUGGAAAUACAAAAUAAGGGUAAGAUAUGGAGCUACGUGUGGACUUCUAGAAAGAGGUAAUAUUCAAAACAAAGAUGGCUUGUUAGGAGAGGUUAAAUGGAGCAGUAGGAGUGAGAGUGGCUGUUUACAGCAAUUGUUUUGUUGGGUAGUGUAAUACAAUUGAUUUUAGAGAUCUUAUUUUUUGUAAAUUGAGUUGGAUAUAGGUUAUGUAGGAGUUAAAUGGAGAAAAAUAAACUCUUAUGGGGCAAAUUUUAAUGAACUAGUUAGAAUUGGGGAGCGAAUCAGGUCAGUGAAAUGAAUAAUUUAGUGUUUAUUCAGAGCAGCAUUAAGGAUUCUAAGAAUUCUAGAAUCUUGACAGGAAGGUGGUUUGUAAUAGGGUGUGGUUAUGUGGAAGGACAGAAGUCUCCUCAGGCUCCAUCCUUAAAAUGUAACAAAAUAUCAUGGAUUUGUACUGAAAUCUAGAAGAGUGAUGGGUCCCAAACAGGUUGCUGCUGUGCACAGUGUAGGAAGGGAAUGAGUUCUUGAAUUCAUAUUAUUUCUCUUCCUCCACCUCUUUUUCUUUGUCUGUUUUGUGUUAAUGUCUGCCAUCCCCCACCCCCUUCCAUCACCCAGUAUGUUAGACACCUGAAUGCAGACAGUGAUCCGCAGAGGUUCAGACGGUCUGGAAUUCAGCCAUAUAGGCAGACUUUUUAUUUAUUUACUAAACCGACAGCCUUGUUUUACCCCCACCCUCCCCUGUCCUGAGGUGCACACACUUUCUGCAAGCUAAUUCAUAUCACUGUCUCCUAUCAGCUAACAAAUGUCUGUUUAAUAAUAACAGCUACAAAUAUUGUACAACAAUGCUAGAUAUUUUACGUAUCCUUGAAGCUUACUUCCUAUUGCCUGUAAUCAUGUUUUUGGUGAGGUAUUUUUUGUGGCAGAAAUCAUAAUAAAAUAUAAAGGUAAAUGAAGUAUAGAAAUUGUUAAUGCCCGAAUAGCUGCUGUUGUGACUUUUUUAUUUCCUUUAACUCCUUAAGAACAAGAAAUAAGGGAAAUCACUUGAGAUUAUUGCAUUCUUUGCCAUUGGUUCUUAAUGGGUUAAAACAUGCCAUACAAUUCAGUACUGAUCAUGUGCAGCUUUGUACUCCCCCCUGACAUAUUGUAUUAACACUCUAAUGCAUGGCUUAACCUUUUCAGUGCUGGAGGCAACAAACCAAAGAAAGCAGCUUGUGGUGCACAUAUUAAAUGUUUGUUGAAAUAGAAUAUAAAAAAGUAAUCCGUCAUAAAUGGUAAUCAAAAGAUUGUUUAUUAAAGCGUAAUGAACCGCACUGUUAUUGAGAAACAAAUUUAGUUUUAACAAUGUUUGAAAAUGUGCAUACACAUCAUGUUGUAAAUGUCAGGCAUACUGUUCUAAGGGAUGGCAGCAUAAGUGGCAGAUAAUUUGUUGCACAUUUUUUUUUAAAAUAGCCAUUUUACUUUCCUGCAGUUAGACUACAACUCCUUUAAUCCUUUGCCGGUUUUGAAACUGAGAAUAAUUAGAAUGGGAUACAAAUCAGAGGGAAAAACACAAAGAAAAGUGGCUGAUGGAUGUACUAUCUCCAUUUCUAGUCCACUGCAAAUGUAUCUGCAAGACUGAGCAAGAGGCUCAGGGGGCCCACCAUUAUUUUGACUAUUAGCUGAUAGGCUAGUCCGAGCCUGUAUUUAUGUUUCCAUCAAUCUCUUACUUUGCUUGCAUUCAAAAAUGCAUUAGAAUGUCAGGGAAACAUUCACUCCUUUUUACUUGUAAUAUAGUUGACCUUUUGUCUUUAGUGUUUGACAAUGAAAAUAAAACCUGACAAGUUAAUGUGAUUUAUAAUUGGCUUUAUAUACCGUGUAUAAAUGUCAUACUGCCAGUAUCGUAUAAUGAAACUUUGUGACAUCAAUUUUUUUUUUUUUCCUUGCUCCAAACAAAUGCAAAGGAUUGCUGGUCAAAGCCAUAAUUAAUUAUUUUUUUGUUUUUGUUUUGAAAAACCACUUCUUGUCUAGUUAAGAUUACUUUGUAAAUACAUAGCAUAACAGAAAAUUGGAAAUGCAACAGAUCUCACAUACCCAAUCUCAGCUUUAACCCUGGCAGUUUUGGCAAAUUCACGUUUUUGCGCUUUAAAAUAUACACUAUAGGGAGGUUAUACUGGUUUUGUUUUGUGUUUUUUCAUGCAGCUUGAUAUGUCCUUUUAUUUUUGCUGUAGCUGUUUAUUUUGACAGUUCUUCACAUUCCUUAACCAAAGGAAGAUUGAAAAUAUCAAAUUUUUAUUGGGAAUGGGUGUUUUAUCACAUUCUGUGGCAAGAAACCCAAUGUUGGUUACAUUCCUUUGACAAAUUUUCUAAUUCUUGUCUGGCAAACACUGUUUUUAUUUUUUUUAUUUUAUAUUAAAGGAAGAACGGGUGACAUAGCAGAUAAAGCUUGUCGCUUGUCAAAAUGCUCAUUAACUGCAGUGUGAUCUCCCUACAUCAAAGAGACUGUAUGGCAGUAUAAAGUGAUAAAAGCUAGACUGACGAAAUAUGGCUGACGUGAACGUAUUUCCUUUUUCCCCAAACUUGCUCGAUCCCCCAUCCUAAUGAGAAAAAUGUAAAUCUAUAUGGGGUCCCUUAAACAGUUCUCUACCACUCCACUGGAUGAGUGAAAACUGUUAUUGCUACGACUUAUUUGUAAUGCAAAACCAUAUUCCAUAGAGCAGGACAAUGGGUGAUCACGAUAUACAAAUAGAUUCAACAAGGUAUGUUUCCACAACAAAAAUAACAGGAAUGGAUGUGUCACAAUGCCCUCCUUCAACUUUAAAGUUGUAUACAGCGUAUGAAUGAGUUAAUAUGCCCAAUACCUCUCCCCAGUCCUGCAGCUUACGAAUAGGUCAUACCAUAGUUACUAUUUGUUAAAGGCCACCUGGAUUUGCCAAUAAGCAGAGUAGGCACCUACCUACAGAUGCUUAUUUACAAGGGUUGAUUACUUUGCACCUGUAGGCACUGGAAAUGUAAAUCUGGCCCUGAUUUAGGAAAGGGGACAUCCUUUAGAAUGAAAGCUCACGGGCUAUCUGGCUAAUCACUUUGUAUAAAAGAGCUUCAGUGGCUAGAUAUCGGCUUACGGGCAGGGCUCUCUACAUCUUGUAUUUGUCUGUGUAUAUUGUAAGUUCUCUACUAAUUGUACAGCGCUGUGGAAUCUGUUGGCGCUUUAUAAAUACCAUAGAUGCGUAGGAGUAGGCAUUUGGUAGCAGAUUUUUUUUUUUUUUUUUUUGAGGGCAUGCAAUCAUUUGCCAAAACCACUCACAAUUAUAUGCAAUAUUAAAGGGCACAUAAUUUUGGGCAAGGGAUUAGUGACCCAUUUUCAUUAUUGAUAGCAAUAUUGUAGAUCGAGCAAGGCCAGUAUAUGAAUUUCCACUGAAAAGGCAACAUUGUAUUAAACCUGCAUCCUGUAGGUAAAACCCAUCUUUACAUGUUCUAUAUCGGUGUUGAAAAUAUGCAUACUGUUAAUAGAAUAGGUGUCGGUAAUAAACAAGGUUAUAUUCUAUAUAGAGGCAUCAAUGAUACAUAUUACUUGUACAUAAAGUAGUAGUGUAUUUGUCAAACUUAUCAGAAAAAAAGCCCCAGAUAUUUCUUUCAACAUCAGUUGUGUAAUGGAAUAUGUCACAUUUUGUAUUGAUAAGAAUUAAUCCUAUGAGAAGAAACAAAUGGAUUUCCCAACUUACUGCUCAUCACAACGUAAUCAACCACUCCCAAAUUCGCGUUCAUUAUAAAUGCUUAUUAAUUGCAAUCCCUUUAUAUCAAAGACUGCAAGACCAACCGGAAGCUUAAGACUGCUGGUCUAAGUCCUGCUGAAAUAAAUAACUAUCUGAAUAAGGGAAGUAAAUUAUGUUUUGGAUCCCCAGGAUUUCAUAUGAAUGAAACCCCAACAUAAUCAUCCCACCCCAAUUAAAAUUCAGUGUAUAUUAAUCUGAUCUUACAGAAUACAGACCACCACUAGUUUUGUGCUUCUACAGAGAGGUUGACAAAAGGGUGAUUUAUAUUUUAGACAGAUAAAUACACCAAUUUAGUUUUAAGAUCAUGCAUUUCUACAUGGUGAACAACAGGCAACAAUCAGGGCUGUACUUUGGGGCAUUUAGACAUUGUAAAUUCAUAUAUGCCCCUGCUGUAGUGAUAAAGGAACAAUACGUGUGUGUAUAUGUAGUCAUGGAAUACAUACUAUGCGUGGUACGACCAUUUUAUGACACCAAUUUAUUGCCCAUGAUGAGUACAUCAUAUUGAGAAUAUAUUGCCAUCCAUUCUUGGAUUUGAUAAUGGUGAGUUUCAAGGCUUCAAUUAUAAAUGUUCAUUCCUUUAUAGAAACAAGGGCACUUGAGUUUCCCCAUCUGUAAUUACUGGUGUAUUGGGAGAAAAAUAUCACAAUAUGUAGAGAGACUAGAGAAGAGCAUAAAAGACUAUCUAUGCUCGGCUCACCGCACUGCCUCAAUGGCUUCAACCACAAAGCCUCCUUGCUCUACACUUUCAUUACUGUUUGGCAGUGCUAGCCCCUGCAGCAUGUUCCACUAGACGUGAUUGAUUUAGUUUCUUGGUAAUGAAACCUAAAAUUGCGUCUUUCAAAUGUCAUCUGAGCUCUGGUGUCAAACAUGGCACUCUUUGAUUGGGUGAUGCUUUAAUUGGAGGCUUGCUGGUCAGAAGGCACUUUACAACCACCUUUCCUGCUGAAAGCAAACAGUAGUUUAUCUAAAUCAAAAGUGGCUUAUGUAAACUACAUUUUGUUUUUCUGCUCAUCUAAGCAGAAAUUAGAAAAAUAAAAUGUUACUGUUUCUUUAAAAUGCAUUUGAUUUAUUUUUCAUGGCCCUAUGUUAAGAACUGUGUAAUAAAUGUAUAACAAUUUGACAAUGUUGCAUAUGAGCCUGAGCUAUAUUUCAAAAUGUAGGAUCAUCUUUUCAGUGAAACGAUAAAACCACGGAAUAUCUAAGCUGAAUCGGACCCUAGUUUCAAAAUUAGAAUGUUACUAAGCAUUAAAACUUGUAGUUCAGCUGUUCUCAGUAAUUUUUACCCUUUGUGGGCUUUACAGCAAGAAUUACACAUUUUCUGAUGUGAUUGAUUUUAUGAUUGUUGGGUGUAAGAAAUUGGUGGCAGCCACAUGUAACCCAGCUAGUGGCUGCAUGCCCAUAGACUAACAAGAGAACCUGUUUUGGCUGGUAUUACCCAUAUUUGGAGUAUUUUUUUUUUUUUUUCAGACAUUGGUGAUGACUAUACAUUUUUGUUUUUUUACUGUGUGACUUUAUGUGACAGUAAUGUUUACAUGUAGAGAUUGUUUCCCCACAUAGAAUCUGCCAAUCGUUUUCAGGUAUUUAAAUAGCUGGCUAUAUGUUUUACGAACACUGGCAUUUUUCUCACAUCUGAUUCAAUUACUUCAUUAAAGUUAUGCCAUGCAAUUCAACAUAUCUGGCAUUUUAAUCCAUUUUGUACCAUAGUUUUGGCAUGAAUUUCUAAUUGCAAAGGGCAAGGGAGCUAAUAGGGUUUCAAAAUAUAAAUGCAUGUUUUUAGCAUUCUACAAAACACUUUUUAUUUAUUUUCGUAUAAAUAUUGCAUCACUAGAACAAUAACACACUUUUGAUUUUAGGGGUAAAAAGUGCACCCUCUUCUGUUCUAAUCAUCUGAUCGCACAUGAUUGCUAACUUGCAAGAAAAAGUAACACUUCAUCCAAAUAUGCUUUCACUUACAUCAAAAGGUUUCACACAGGUUUUUUUUUUUUUUUGACAUGACACCUUGGUAAUUUCCCAUCAUGUCAGUUUUUCUGUAGAAAUGCCAGUCUAACAAAAUUUUGCUUUAAGGUUUGCUUCAGAUACCAGCAAGCAAUCUUAACCUUCCUAUUGGUUGCAAGAUGACUGAAAUUGGCCAAUAGGAAAAGGUCUUUUGUCUGCAGUAUUUGCGGCUCAGUAUCUGUAGAAUAACCUGCGUCAAAGCUAUGGGAGAGCCAGUGUUAUGUGUAAAAACCAAUACUUAAAAUACAUAUUUUCACUCCAACAUAUUACUUUCUAAGGAUAUCCAUAGUGAUUCAUUAGCAUAAGUCAUACUAACUGUAAUUCUGAUCCUAGGUAUUUUACAUUUAUUCUAAUGUAGGCCCAGAUAUUUCAGAUCCUCACCACAGGCUACAUUUUUGGUAGUUCCGGUGUUGAAGUUUUGGUAAAAUCUCAUCUUCCAAAAAAAGUGUCAGUCCCAUGAAAACUAUUUAAUAAACGGUGACCUUUCAUGUUAAGGAAAUUAAAAUGAAGUGUGACAUAUUUUCUAGCCUUAAUAAGGUUAUUUUUAAUGCUAUUUUUUUUCUUUAUUUACAUAUGCAAUGUUUGAGAAAAAAAAAAAAAAGACCCUUUAAAAUACAAAAGUGAAAAAUAAAUGACUACACACUGAAAGAAUUUGUAUUCUCAUCACAAUUUAGGGAUCUUUAUAAACGUUGUGGUGUUUUAGUGCAUGUCCCCCAAGCCUUUAGAAACCUAUUAUUUGUUUAAGAGAAAAGCUCUAUCUAAACACUGUCUCUAAACAAAAAUAAGCCAUGUAGCCCAAAUUAUAUAUAAUCUCCAAAGGGAGAAAUUAUUUUCAGACACUUUGUCUCUGAAACACGAAAGGCCAUAAUGGAGCAAUUCUAGUAUAAAGUACCGUACUUAAAUAGAGCAAAUGUAGUAGCAAUCAAUGAAGUUUGAUUAUGACAGUACAAAAAUUACUCUUGUUCUACUUUGGUAAAUAUAGCCAUAGGUGUUUUAUCAAGAUAAAAGAAUUAGAUCAUUUAUGUGGGAAUGUGCUCAAUCAUCCCAGAGACAACCCACAUUAUUCUAAUAAUGGCUCCUAAUUCAGGGCUGAUAAAUAUAUACUUUCAUGUAUUCAAAUAUACAGGACGAGAUUUCCUCUCCCCACCCCCCAUAUUAUAUUAACAGGGUUACACUAAAACUGAGGCACAUGAUGGCAGCAUGACAAAAUACAAUGUGUAAAAAAAAAAAAGUCCCAAUAAUGAGUUUAAUUUUCAUAUGUGCAAUAACUAAAAUCAGUAUAGCGCUACUGUAUCUAAUAGUGAAGACAAAAGCACACUUUGCAGUUUGUUACAAAAUAAAUAAAUAAUUGGCAUGCAGAUUUAAUUUAUGAAUAUAUUUGCCAAGUCAUGAAAUUUGGCCCAGUGAUAUCUGACCGCUCACUAAUUUAACUAUUUACACACAAGUAAUUCAUAAAUUACUACUAUUUUUAAAGAGAAUUUCUUUUAAAAUAUAUGUAUAUAUUUUUGCAUUUUAUUGGCAUAUAAAUUACCAAUAAUUUGCAGCAUACUUUGCUCUCACCUUCCGCUUCUCGUGUGUGUUUCACUGGGGCCGUAUAACAAUAACGUGAGGAGUUACAAAUGGCAAUUACAUGUUGUAAUGGUAAGUAGGGCAUGGAUACAUCACCAAAUGGGAGGAGUCACAGCAUGUUCUUGUGGCAAUGGAAGGGCGGAGUGACUAAUGAAGCGCUUUGUGCAUUACACUUAUAAAAUGUAUAAAGUGUAGUGGGCUUUUUUAUUUAUUUUUUUUUUUUAAAUGUAUUUUUUUUUUUUUUUUUCACUGGGCCAUAAAAGAUUAAAAGGAGUUCUUCCUGAUAGCUCAGCAGUCCUUAUCUGCUUUCUUUUUCACUCUGCCCUGCAUUGCUUCAGCACAAGACAAAUGGUUAUCCAAUGAAAGCUUAAAGUUUGUGAUUUUUAGCCUUGUAGAAAAUGUUAUACCUCAUUUAUUUAGUGAACGUUUUCUACAACAGACUUUAUUUUCAUUUUUCAGUUGCAUCUGCCUUGCAUUCCCUGUGUAAGAAUGAAGACAGGAUUAACACUCCGUUAAGUGGUACCCAUUCCUGCUCGUUAUGUGCUGCUAAUUUGUGUAAUUUGACCAGAAUUCACCUAUAUCAGUGAAAAAUUUAAUGUCAUUAUAGCCAUGAUUUUGAUUUAAUAAAAAAAAAAUCCGGUUUCCAUAGCUCCAAACCCUCACUAUUUAGGAGGGAGGGUUCUAUUUGUGUCCAAAUCACAUCCAUCUUUUCUGUAUUUACUUCACAUGUCUCAGAUACAGCUUUUUGUAAUCGGUAUAUCCAUAAAAUGUUAACCCUUUACAGCUAGGAAUAACUGAGCACUGUAAAAUCCAAUCUGAUAAAAGAUGAUCUGUAAUAUAACCAUGCUUGAUAUUUUAAAAUGGAAGCAUACACGCAAAUAAUCCUCACCAGUUAAUCUCCGGUCUUAUCUUUGGUCAGGAGAACUAUUUAUUUAUUUGACAACACCGUGUGUUUUUGAGAUCCUCUAUUGCACAUCAUUCAUGAUGAACACAUGAACUCCUAAAUAUUUGCAGAGUUUUGUUUGCUAAAUUGUGCCUUCAAUCAAAGAGGCAUUGAUGGCUGCCCCAUAGAGUAAGGGACAUCUGAGAGUUGUUGUAAAAAGAGAAAAUUGAGGGAGGAAUUGUGGGAGGGGUUACCCAGCCUAAUUAAACUUAAGCCACCCUCUCCUAUAGCCAUGACAGCCUGAUUCAUCCCAGCCACCACUCCCUUCAUAAAUGUAUACCUCCUGGAAUGCUCUAUUUAUUUACAGGCCUACCUUAGUCUCUUUCGGCACAUCAUUACCAACUUUGCACUCUCUGCCUUUGUUCCUGACCCCAAAUAUAUAUAUAUAAUUUAGUAAGCAUAUUCUAGGUCACAUGGUGAAAAAAGAAUUACUCUUUACUAUGACAGAACAUGUUUUCUAUGAAACUUUCUAAACUAAAAUCAUCAGAUCUUCCAUUCUGCCAGAAAACCUUGGUUAAUGAAGUAUGAAAUAGAAAAAGCUCUCUGCAUUUUAAAAAUAAUUGAGCAUAAUUAAAAAUAAGUGCUCCCUAACACACUGCUCCUCAAACCAGCCAUUAUAGAUCACACAACAGUUGGUUUAGAUUUUUUCCCAAUUUUUCUCAGAGGGGGAUAUCCCUAAAAUCUGGAACAUAAGUGGGUCUUGAUCACUGUUUUUGGAAGCACUAUCUUAAAUCGGGUCCAGCAUGGGUACUCUAAUUUUUGAGUAAUUGGAUAAAUAUAGAAACUGUACAAGUAAAAACACAAGAAUUGUGUUUUCUCUACACAUCUGCUUGUACAACCAUUGGAUCGUUCACAGAAUGCAAUGCACAUAGGUGUUUAUUGCUUUCUUGAAAAAGUAAAGUGCAUUUUGGAAGCAUGGAUAUGUGUACAUAGAGGGUAAGAGUGAUUUAGAAAAGACUGCAACUUAAGUUAAUGUUCUAGUGAAUUUAUAUUACAUUUUAUUCAUCUCCUCAAACAGAUCUUUUAAUUCCAAUAUCUAGGAAAGGCAGAUGCAUCUUGAUUUUGGAAAAUAAAGUAAUUAAAAGUGUCUGUCCAGGAGGUUUUGGGACUAAUGCAUCUGAAACAUCCUACAUACAAUAAAAAACAAUAUUUGCAUAGAUGUACAUUCAGAAUUUGAGUGUAGCACAAGCAUGUACAUUAGACCUCUAGAAAAACAUGAACAUUUAUAGGAAGGCUUGGUGGAGCAUCAUGGCACAACAACCGAUGCAGGUAUCUAAUGUAUAAGUGGGAUGUGCUGAAAAUGGUUGCGCGGGCCCUGUGUGUUGUGGUGCCAGCACAUUGACCUUGGCUCACAAAGCUUUGUCUUUAUCUACCAGAAUUACUUUUUCUUUCCAAGUGCUGUUGCUUUCUGUUUGAAAUGACUUCGACCAAUGAAAGCACGUGUCUCGUUCAGAUGAGAGCACUCAUUUCAAUGACAUCUUUAUUCUUCAACUGAUUAUAUAUUCAAGGGCAUUAAAUCAACACAGAAUUUUCAAUUCUAAUUGAGCUUGUGUGGAGCAUGGUGGGGAGGGAAAUAAGUGAGGUCUUUGUAAGACGUCUAAGUGAAUAUUCCCUUUGUUUUUAUUUUGUUAUAAUCCCAAGAAUGAGAAACCUUCUUUGUAGUAAGCCUCUGGUAUUUAUUCUUUUUAUAUAGAGUAUGUAGCCAACAAUUUGAUUGUCAACAUAUCUGUUUGGAGCACUUUGUGUCGUAUUUCUAUUCUUAUUUGGUUGUCUAUUGAUAUCUUGAUCUUUUGGAGAUCAAUAACAUCGCUUCCUUUCUUCCCAAACUAUAGGAGUAGGUCCAAUCUGCUUCUCUAUCCCAUGAGCUGAGACUAAUGUAAGCCAAUAGAAAAAUAUUGAGCAGGGUAACCCAUUGUCCUCUUUAAAAACUAAUGCUGGAUUGUUGCAUUGCCCCCUCAUCAAUCACUGUACCCCAAAGUGAGGAGUUAUAACUAGCAGCUGUGCGCUUUUUCCAGUUUGGAAUGUGAAGCUUGCAUUAUGUAGUAAAGGCAUAUAAAGAAAUAAUCACAGUAGUCGUUUGCAUUCAUAUUAAAGCCCUGCCUCUUGAUAAAACCUGUGAUUCGCUGCCAUAGAAUAUCAGAGGAGCAGUUGGAAUAUGCUGAGCGAUUUCAGCCAGUCAAUUGGCUCUGACCCUGUUAACAGGGAAAAAUGAGAAUUUCACCUGAGCUGCAGUUUUACUCUGAACAGGACGGGAGGAGUUGUGGUCAUAGAGCUUGAUGGUGUCAAGCAUUAUUUUACUAUUUUAAUUUGACAAAAUGUAAGGAUACCUAAUCACCAAAAGAAUAUGACCUUCCAAUUUAUUUGAAAACUUACUUCAAAGGAAUUGGGUGUACUCUGCUACUGUACUUUAUGGGCAUUGAUGGCCCAGUAAAAAAAAGGGGGGGUGAGGGGGCAUUGUUUUAUCCCUAUCACAAGAAUUUUUCUUUUUAAAGGACCACUCUAGGCACCCAGACCACUUCAGCUUAAUGAAGUGGUCUGGGCGCCAGGUCCAGCUAGGGUUAACCCAUUUUUUCAUAAACAUAGCAGUUUCAGAGACACUAGAGGCGCUUGCGUGCUUUUCACAGUGAGAGCACGCCAGCGUCCAUAUGAAUGCUUUCCUAUGUGACCGGCUGAAUGCGCGCAGCUCCUGCUGCGCGUGCGCAUUCAGCCGACUGGGAGGAGAAGAGGAGGAUCGGAAGAGAAGAGCUCUCCGCCCAGCGCUCGAAAAAGGUAAGUUUUAACCCCUUUCCCCUUUCCAGAGCCAGGCGGGAGGGGGUCCCUGAGGGUGGGGGCACCCUCAGGGCACUAUAGUGCCAGUAAAACGAGUAUGUUUUCCUGGCACUAUAGUGGUCCUUUAAGCAACUCAAAUAUUAACAAAUGGGAUAUAUUUGUGUGUGGACAACUGACUUGACAACUCAUUUGUCAUAGCAAAGCGCUGGACUAACUUGUUAAUUUUGGAGCCUAGAAAAAAUAUAAUGUGCAUUGUUGAGGAAAAUGGGAUUCUGAAAAAAAAUCAUGCAUUCCUAUUUUAAGUUAUAAAAACUCUGUAUGAAUGAACCACCAUGGCAGGAGUAAAAUUAAUUUUGAGUGAAUUAAAACACAAUAAUCACCAUGACUAUUGGCUGCCAUAACAUGAACUUCUGAGACACUCAAUUGGCUAUUUAACACACAAGCCCAAGUAUUCUGUGUAAACUUCUCUGGGAAUGACAAAAAUGGACAAGUAUGCUGCAUACAGCAUGCAUUGCUUCCAAAAGUGGUGGACUUUGCCACGGCAUCAGAACGGCAGGCAAGGGAGUGGCGUGAUGACUGGUGGUGGGGAUUUAAAGAUCUCCCUCACUAGCCAGCCCACUCUACUCUCCAUGCCCCUACUCAAUCUAACCCACUUGCCCUGAUCUAUUGUAUCAGGCAUUGUCACUGGUUAUUAUGGCAGUGCUCUGAUACAAAUCUCGGGACUGCCGAAAAGCGGUGUCUGCAACUACAGGGGGUGCAGACUGCAACAUUUCCCGCCUACCACCAGCUAUCAAGGAGGGGGAAAAUACACUUCAGUCUUUUUUUUUUUUUUGCUUCCCCCAAUACAGCCCCUCAGCCUUUAUCACCAUCUACCCCUAUACCACACUAGUCACUACCCCAACUAUUAUGACCACUAUAGCCAUUAUCCCCCUACUACAGUACUAUUCUGCACUCACCACUGCCUCUGUCCCUCACUACAGCUCCUAUACCUUAACUAUUGCCACUAUUCCCCCAAUGUAGUCGCUACCCCAUCAUUGUAGCCGCUAUCCACCUCCCACUUUAGCCAUUGUCUCCACUAUAUCACCUAUCCCCACUACUGCAGCUGUCGCUCACUACAGUCCCUAUCCACCUCUACAGCUUCCAGCCCCCUGCUGUAGAUCCCGUCCCUCCUAGUAUUUACACUAUCAACACACUGGUAGAUUUCCCCCCCUCAACAAACAUAAGAGCUCUUCUGCACAUUCACAAUGCAAUCAUUAUUCCCCUCUCCUUACUUCUUACAAUACAGCCAAAAUAUCCCUACAUAAGUUCUGCUGCCCAAGUUUUAUUCCCAAACACAUUAUACCCCAUAUGUAUCCUACUGAACUUAUCCCCCAUAUUCCUUCCAGCACAUUCAUGCUCCAUAACCUACACACUACAGCCAUACACAUAAAACGCACAGACACUUCCCCACAACAGCCUCACCCCCACACGUGCAACCUUAAAAGUAUUAUUCCCUCCACAGCCCCACAAGCAGUAUCUACUGAAAACAGCAACACCAGAACUAGCCUUCCCUCACAAAUGCAAUACAUAAAGCAGAUUCCCCACAAAGGUGCAACUUCACAAGCAGCACUUGUACACACACCCUCUUCCAGCAUUUAUCAUCUAAAAUCCAUUCAAUUAUACUCAGGAUAGUCAUGUGUGUAUAUUUGUUUGAGGAAACUGGCCUUGGGGCAGCAUUGCUAACCCAUGGUAUGUAGCAUGGAAUUGGUUAUUACCUGUAUUUUUCAGUGUAGCAGACGCCACCCAUGUAUAAGACAACCCCUAUUUUUUUUUUUUUUGAGCCCAAAAUUAAGAAAAAAUAUUUUAGAGGUGACUUCUUAGGAGAACACACUUCUGAUUCUUAUGACUCCACUCUGCUACGGUUCUCUGUAAAGUUAAUGGCUCUAUAGUGCAUGCUGGGAGACAACUCCCACAAUACAGCAGUUGGUGUGAUGGCAUGGUGGGACAUCACAGUAGUAUCCCCAUUUCCUCCCUCAUUAAUAUAAAUCAGAAAGCAAGGCCUACCUUAGGUGGAGCAAACCUUAAUAUGGAUGCUCCUUUUAUGGUGUGGCAUGUCCCUGGUGCUCAGUUUGUGGUAAGUGCUGAUGUCUGCUGCAGCUCUGAUGCAUAUAGGGAUCUCUUCCUACUUGCCACAGCGUUCAGAAAUGGAUCGGCGGAAGGGAGGCCAGGUAUGUGUGUGGCACACUGAAGUGCAACAGGCAUAAUCUUGGCUUCGGCCCCACGCACAAGUUUUUAUUUAUUUUUAUUUAUUUUUUAAACCCCUGCAGUGACAUUCCAUGGUGAAGACGACCUCCAAUUUUAGACUAAAUUUUGUUUGAAAAAGUCGUAUACAUAGAAAAAUACAGUACAUUCAAUCCUUGAGAUUGUAAGGUCAAUGCUCAGAAAUGCUCAUUGUGAAGUCUAUAGAAAAUUAGUAAAAUGCCAUUCAACACUUCUGACCCAAGUAGCAUCUACUCAAUGAGGUUGUCUAACUAGAAACACUGUUCUUAUGACAUGACAGUCAGACAGGACAGCAAAGAUUUUGCAAUCAUUUCCAAUCAUUUCCAAACAUCCAUCAGAUGUUUGAGGAGUGUACAUAACAGAGGUAUGGCUUUUAGACAAUGAACAAUAUCGUUCCACUCUGUAUGAUUAACCAUGAGUGUCGGAUCUAUUGAGUGUUACAUGCUUUUAGCAUCACAGUGCGGAUAGGUUCAAACUUGAUUGACCCUGUUUAGAGGCAAAAGGUUUGAAUUAAUCUGUCAUCACUGGUAAGAACAAACCGUACUUAAUGUGCCAUUAAACUUAAACAAAAAAUGUAAAAUUACAUACAUUUGCAUCUUUAAAGGUGCACUUUGAAUAGUGAAGAAAAAAGGAAAACCAGAAAGUCCACAAACACACGGUACACUUCUGGUCUAGCCUUAAAAAGCAUAUAAGCAGGUUUUUCCCCGGCUGACCGGCCACAAGGGUUGCACAGAGCGCAUUUUAGUGGGGAUGCGGGGUGCCUGUUCUGCGACAGUUGUAUGUGGAUUUGCAAGCAGGUUCUGUACUGCUGCUGGAGGUGGGAUAUGACGUCACACCAGCAACAGUAUAGAGCAGAAAGGAUACAGGAAGUCCGUAUGAAGACUGAUCCUAGAAAUAAACCACUGGACCCCAGGGAUGAGAGGUUUCAUUCCAGUUCCCUUUCAAGGUAAAGAAAUAUAGAUAUUUUUAUUUUCUCACCCCUCCUGGGUGCUAUAGACCUCUUGGUCUGGCAUUCUGAGGGGUUUGCAUGGUAUCUCUGUUCCUAGAAUUGCAUUUUUCUGGACAGUGAUCUUGGAUGUCUCACUGGGAAUCUGUUGAAGCCACUCUCAGGACUGCCAUAACAUGGGGGUGCUCUUAUCACAAAUGGAACUACAACAGCCUUUUGUAGCAGUAGUUUGUGGCUGUGUAUAUAUGAUUGUAAGGUAUGUAAAUAUGAAUGUGUAGUAUAUAAAUGUAUGUGUGCAUAAUAUAACAAAAAUGCGUUGGCAGUGUAGAAUGAGUCUAAAAGUCUCCUUUCUUCCAGGUUCAAGUGGAAGUGAAAUGCUUCUCUAUGAGAAGCAUUUUAUUGGGUUGAGCAAAGAAUUGAUAAGAGAAGGGUUGCCACUGGAUAAAAAGGUAAUAGAACAAUUUUUUUUCUGUUUAUUUAUGGGGGAAGAUUUCUAACAUUUGGAGGGUUAAAGGUUAAUUCAAAAGUUCUAACUGAAUAUCAGUAUUUUUACAUUGAAGUGUUCCUUUAAACACACAUUUAUACUGAACUUUUCUCUGACCUUAGAUUUUAUACUUUCUAACACUGCCAAAUCCUGUGAGGACCUAUUUCUAAGUUGCCUUUUCCAAAUCUCCAGGCUCAUUUAAAGGACCUUUGGUGCAAAACUUGACAUCUAUGACUUUUUUUUAUUUUUUAUUUUAUUUUUUACUGCAUUUAAAAGCAAUAGAUAAAUGUUUUUUUUUUUAAAGAAUCAACAAAUUAUUAGUAAAAUGUUAUGACAGUCUUGUGAUAUUUUAUGUCAAGGUAAGGUUGGCUGGUGUAGAUAUAGACCAGGACAUAACAAACCACAAUCUGCUUAGUUUCAUCUUCAAUUACAUAAAAAAAAAAGUUCAGCUAAAAAAAGUGUUCUGAACUGGGGGCUCCAUUCUCUUUGUAGCACUGUUAUUUACUUGUCCCUGUCCCAUGUCGGUCUCAUUCUGUUCUUGUCUGUCUGUCCUACAUCCGUUUCUUUUCUGGGACAUUUGGAGUAAAACAAAUAAGUGCAUACCCCCUUAGGCAAAAUGUUUGAAUUUUUAGGACAGAAAUUGGCAGCUGUGUUUGCCACACAGCAGUAAAAUGAACCUAUCCAGUUCCUCAAAGCGUUUUAUUUGGAAAGUAUUUUAAAGAGCUGUGUAAGGUUUUACUAGCAACUAUUUAACACUGUAAACGUGCUGUCAUAAAGGGGUUAUUUCAGGUUACAAUUGGCUUUCCCUCCUAUUUCCUGAUAUUCCCAAAGCCACAUAUUGUAUGGGAUUUAAUAGAACAAUAUGUAGUUUAACUUUUUAAAGGGAUAGUUGGCAAAAUAUGUAAAAAGAACAUUUAAGUUACAGGGUUAUUUAUUCAGGGUUAUUGAAUUCCAAACUUUAGACCAGGGUAGCUGAACUGUAAUCCUAGCUGAGAAUAUAUGCAAUUUGGCUGUUUUAGUCUUAAUUUGAAAUUCACUUAGAACCUCCCUUUGGAUUCUCGUUUUAGUGAAUAACCUUGUUUACAGAAAAUACCUUUUGUAUUUAAGAAAAAUGGCAAAACAGGGUUAAAAAAAAAAAAAAUCUUAUUGUUUAUAAUCCAAGAUAUUGAAACUGUAAAUUAUUAGUUGGACAAACUUUUUUUUUUUUUUUGUUCAUUUACAUAGAUAUAUGAUUUUUUUUAUUCUCAUCGAUAAAUAUAGACCUAUCAUAACUGCACAAUUAUUGUAAAUUCGGAUAGAUAUUUACCCCAAGUUUCCCCUUCCCAAUUUUUUAUUAUUCCUUUAAUUGUCAUUUGUGUUUUAUUAUAGUAAAUACCUAAUAAUAACUAUUUGGAAGAAAAAAAGAAAAAUGCAGUUACCAUACAUUGUUUAAAGCUUGUAAAGUUUUUGUAAGCUUUCCCAAAAAGUUUUGUGUGUGUGUGUGUGUCAGUCAAUAGGGAUCGACCGAUAUUUAUUUUUUAGAGCCGAUACCGAUAAUCUGUGAACAUUCAGGCCGAUAGCCAAUAACUUACCGAUAUUCUGUACAUUUACCAUUUAAAACAAGCUAUUUUUAAAGGUAAAUGCACAAAAAAAUAAAAUAAAAACCAUUUUAAGUACUGGAAGAGAAAUAUUCCUGUAGAAACUAUUUUCUUUUUCUCUCAAAUGAAUCUUGUUAUGAAGGGAAUGGGCUUUAUCUUAUGUUUUGGUAAGCUUGACAAAAUCUUAUAAUUUUGUUUUAUUUUGUUGACUUCAACAAAAACAAUGUUUGGCAGCAUAACCUUUUUUCACUCAAAGAGUUAACCACUUGCACAUAGUGAGAGAAGGGCUAGGCAUGGAAUAAGGUAACACCCUAUGGGGUUUCUGUCUGCCAAAGAAAAGCCUGUUUAUUCUAUGUUUUAAUGCCUGGGCUUGACCUCUGACAUUGCAGUCAUUGUGUAGCCAGGUGCAGGUUUCAGUAAGGUUCACGCACUGUUAACUCUAUAGCUGCCAAUCAUGCCUACAAUAACAUGUAACAGAUUUUAAAACAAAGUUAUUUUCUUACAUUUUUACUACAUUUUAAUGCAUGCUCCUUACUAGAUGUCUAAAUAUUUCUUUAUUUUACUAAAUUAGCUUUUUCCUUUUUAGAUGGAUAGUUUUGUGUAUAAAUGUUUUUUUUAAUGUGGGAUAAAAUACACAUACAUAAUCACACACACAAACUAUAGUAUACACUGUCUGAACAGAUACUCUGCUCUACAUAAGCCACUCAUACAAACCCCAUAAUUAUCAUGUGUUUCGAUUGGAGACCCAUUUCCCAUGGUUCCACACUCUCCUAACUUUAUUCCAUAACAUAACUCGAGUCCACAAAGUUCCACAUUCCACAUGUCAUAUAAUGUCUAUUUGUACUCUUGAUCCACGAGUAGCUGCACUAAACUGUAGUGGUCACACUGAUUACCAGAGAAUGAAUGGAAUAGCGUACUGGACUACAGAAUGGAGUGGGAAAAAUAUAAUUAUUUUUUAACGUUUACUAGAUUACAAUGUUUUGGGCUAUUGCUCCCUUGGCAUUAACCUAUUAAAUCAUAGCAUGCUCUUCCAGCUGUUUGAAAUUAGUCACUCACCUCCUCAUUCCCUUAGCAUGUUACCAGUUACUGCAAUUAUGCUAUUAAUUCUGUCUGCCAUUACCUCCAAAUUCCACUGCUACUUCUAGUCUCCUCUGCCCACUUUCACCUUAGAUUGAAGCUCACGGGCAGGGCCCUAUAUCUUUUUGUAUUGGUCUGUUUACAUUGUAUUGUCUCUUUCACAAUUGUACAGUGCUGUGGAAUAUGUUGGCAUUUUAUAAAUGCCAGUAAUAUGUCCCUCUUUAUGCGGUCUCCUUCCAGUGCAGAGAGUUGCCAUGCAACUCUGUGUAAAAAUUAGUAUUUGAAACGAAAUUGCCAUGUAAAGCCAUAACAUCAGCACAGUGCAGGUGGGGUAAUCUAUAGUAACCUCUACCACUUGUACUACAUAAUGUGUGCCACUACCACAGUACCAUCUUGCUUCACCCUGCGUUUUCUUCCAGCUCUUUCAUUAGGGGAGUUCACUGAUGGUGCAAAUAACACACAUAAAUUUUUAUUCACAUACAUUCUAUACAUUGGUUUGUAUAGAAUACUCAUAUAAUCUUUAUAUAUAGCUCUACAAAAAACUAAUAGACAGCAAAAAAUACUUAACUUUUAUGAGCUGUAGCUUCCCAGGUGGUCCCAAAUCACUUUUUUUUUUUUUUUAAUAUAUCUUUGAUAUAAUCUUCUGUAUAUUAAAGAUAAUAAACCCUGCUUUCUAUAUUAGACAUGUGUCCUGCUCUAUACAGAUACCGACUUACCGACCAGGUUCCGUUCUUACGACCCGGUUGUAAAACUAAUUGGUUUAUGUUUCGGGAAAUUUUCCCGAACAUAGAUUAGACUGAUUCCCUGCUCUGCUGCGCUUGUCUUUGUAUGGAAAAAUGAACCCAAACGUACAUAUACGCACCAGAGCAGGGAAUCCCUCUAAUCUAUGUUCAGGGUAAAUUCCCCGAACAUAGAUCAGCUCUCUAACGUAGGGAAUCCCUUGAAAUCCCCACGCUAGAGCUGAUCGUGAGUGCAAACAGGUAGGUCGUAAAGAGAGGACCACAUGUGUACUAUAAAUACGGCUUUUCUUCUAAUGCAGAUAGGAGUGCUGCUCUGUGCUUCAUAUGCUUAAGCACUCAUUCUCUAAUAACUAUAUCAGAGAGGUUGAUUGAUAUUUUUUAAUAUUUAUUUCCAAGGUAAUGUACAGUUUAUAAUGGAUAAUGCAGUCACUGUUUGUCUGUGAAAAACCCUUAUUGUCAGCAUUCUUAUCAAAUGGAUGCGGAAUACUUCUUGACAGAUACAUACACAUUAACCGUUGAAAUUGAAUAUCUGCCACAUAUGGCAUGUAUUAUACGUGGAUGAUGAUCAAUAAAGUAUUGUGUGCACAAUCGAAUAGAAAGCUUACAGUAUCUCUGGCUAAUCCCCUAAUGCAUAGGUGUCCAUGCAAUAAGGAUAGGAUGUCACAAGCAUUCAGUGAAGAAGCAGGUUACCAUGGACAAUGAAAUGGAAUUGAGAAUAAUUCACUUAUCGAUCUUUCAUUCACCAAAUUGGUCUGUAGGUAACAUUUAGGAAUGUUCCACAGAAAAUACCUCUAGACAUUUAUUUACGUGAAAUUGGCAUGGGAGCUGGCACACACAGGCAAUUAUGCCCAAGUGCUGUCCUAUCUGUGGUAAUACAUAAGCCUACCCAGGAUAGGUCUCAAAAUCAACACAGUUGGUAGGUUUGACCUUGCAGUGAAGCCAUUUAAUUUUCAUUGCGGAUUCAAGGAACAAUGUGUUUAAAGGGACAAUAUAGUCACCAGAACUUAUUGUAUUUGUUCUGCUGAGUAGAAUCAUUAAUUUCAGGCUUUUUGCAGUAAACACUGUCCUUUUAGGAGAAAAUGCAGUGUUUACAUUACUGCUUAGGGAUACCUCCACUGGCUACUCCUCAGAUGGCUGGUAGACGUGCUUCCCGGGGCAGUUCUGCACCCUCUGCAUGGAGACACUGAACUUUUCUCAUAGAGAUGCAUUGAUUCAAUUGAUCUAUGAUGAGAUGCUGAUUGGCCAGGGCUGUGCUUGGCUUGUGCUGGCUCGGUCCCUAAAUAUAGUAAAAAUCUUACUUGUAUUCAAGUCUGAAGGUGCUCACUCUGCCUAUGAACUGCCUUUGUCUGCUGACAUCAGAAGUGGUGGCCUGAUCCAAUCACAAUGCUUCUCCAUAGGAUUGGCUGAGACUGACAAAUAGGCAGAUCAGGGACAGAGAUUAAAACACAGCCCUGGCCAAUCCGCAUCUCCUCAUAGAGAUGAAUUGAAUCAAUGAAUCUCAACGAGAAAAGUUCUGUGUCUGCAUGCAGUGGGAGGAGAUACUGAAUGGCAGUGCUGCUUACUCUGCCCCAGGAAACCUAUCUAGCAGCUAUCUGUGGAGUGGCCAGUGGAGUUAUCACUAGGCUAUAAUUUAAUGUAAUGUCUCUGAAAAGACAGUGUUUAUUGCAAAAAGCCUGAAAGGAAUGAUCCUACUCACCAGAACAAAUGUAAUAAGCUGUAGUUGUUCUGGUGACUAUAUUGUCCCUUUAACAAAAUCCUGUUGGUUUGUGAAGAAAAAAUUUAAAUCCGAAUAACGAAUUAAUUUUUUUUCCAAACUUUGUGCCCUAAUGGUUUGCUUUUAUGAAUCUUAAAAUGCCUAUUUUGGCUAAGAAUUUUGAAUGGAACCUUGUUUUUCUUUUCAGCAGUGAAAGCAAAGUAUAUUGACAGAACUGUAAAAAAGAAAUACAAAAUUCAAAAAAGGCAGGAAUAGCAUGACUUCCGGAGAGCUUCCUCACCUCUUCAUACCUGUCCCUCAGGGAAUAUUAAAAGAAUCAUAAACGAUAGCCGUGUAAUCCAAGGUUUACAGCUUAUUAAAAGGAUGUUCCAGCCUGAAUUUUAUGGUCCACUUUGACAAGUCUGGUGUAUUUCAAACAUAUUUCCUAUAGUGGAGCAAAAUAUAUGUAAAGGUGCAAAAUUCUGCAGAAAAAUAAAUUCAUGCUCUGCUUAUUAGUUCACCAUGUUGAUUAUGCUUUCAAGUCCCAUAUUGCAUAGUAGUGAUAUCAUCCAUGCAAAAAGUUUGAUAAAAGUCGGUAUGGCAGAAACCUUAUUUAUGACACCAUAAAGGAUCACUUGGAGAAUUUAGCUGGAUAUUUCUUUUCAUUAUUUACUGACUGUGGGUAGAUCCGGUAUCCAUGCAUGAUUUGAGGUGGGCAUAGUCCUAAUUGUAUUAUGAUUAUAGAUGUAUAAAACCAAAACCUGCAUUACUUAAAAUAAAAGUGGAAAGCAAAGUUUCUAAUCUCAAAGUUGUAUUCAGCUUCCCACAGAUCACCUCCCAGAUGGUGGUCUUGUAUAGAUAUAACAAUAUACAAACGAGAACACUUGUGAUACAGCUGAUACGUUCCUAAGAACAAAUUAAUAAACAGAACAUAGUCAGGGGCGUCUUAAAGGGGAGCAAACUGGGCAGCUGCCCCGGGCCCAGUUACUUAUGGGCCCCCCCUGCUGGCAUCCAAACCCUAUGGGCUGCGGCACAUGAUGUAAUCAGGGACACCUGGCCCUUUAAGAGUGCUCCAAACUGGGCCCCUUUUUAAUGUCUGCUGGGAAGAAGUGAGGUGAGAUCACUUCCUCCCAAGUAACAGUGCUGAUGGGGAGGUGCAGGAGGAGGAGAGGGACUGAUGAUGUCAGACUCCCAUCAGCCUUGGCCAUCCAGCUCCCACUGAAACCCAGUGAAGUCACCCUUCUGUACCCAAAAGGUAAGGAGACGGGGGUGGCUAAAAUUAUAUUGAUGGGUGUGUGUGUGUACCUGGGUCUGAGUCAGUGCAUCUGGCUAUAUGUGUGUUUAUCUUGCUCUGGCUGUGGUGUGUUAAUUGUGCUGUGUGUAUUUGUGUGUGUGUCUGGCUGUGUGUCCGUGUUUAUCUGGCUAUAUGUGUGUUUAUCUUGCUCUGGCUGUGGUGUGUUAAUUGUGCUGUGUGUAUUUGUGUGUGUGUCUGGCUGUGUGUCCGUGUUUAUCUGGCUAUAUGUGUCUAUCUGUGUGUUUGUGUGUGUACUUGUUUGUCAAUGUGUGUUUCUGAGCGAGUGUGUGUGUGUGUGUAUAUAUAUAUAUUUUUUAUAUAUAUAUAUAUAUAUAUAUAUAUAUAUAUAUAUAUAUAAUAUGUGUAAGUGUGUAUGCGUGUGGCAAUGCAUUCAUCCCAGCAUUCCAAUGCCACCACUGCACACACAUACACGAACACUGCAUAGAUAUACACCCCUGCAUUCUAACACUGCACACAAAUACACUCAUGCGUUCCAACAUUGCACACAAAUACACCACUGCAUAUGUGUCUGUGUUCGUGUUUGUGUCGUCCGUGUUUGUGUAUGUGGCAAUGCAUACAUCCCAGCAUUGCAACGCCAACACUGCCCCUGCAUGUGUAUCUGAGUGUGUACAUAUGUCAGUGUAUCUGUGUGUGGAUGUGCCAGUGUGCAUCUGUGUGUGUGUGCGCACCAGUGUCUGUAUCAAAGUUUGUGUAUCUGCGUGUCAAUGUUUAGUGUAUAUCUGUGUUAGUAUGUAUGUGCAUACAUCCAGGCAAUUAAACACACCGCUGCAAACACAAUCAUUAUAUACAAACACACCCCUGAAUUCAAACUCCAAAACUGUAUACAAACAUGCCCUUCACUCACACAAAUAUUACACACAAAUGUACAUCUGCAUUUAAGACACUACAUACAAACACACCCCUGUAUGCAAUUACAAAUGUUGCAUACAAACACACCCCUAUAUUAAAAAGCUAAAAUGAUAUACAAACACCAACUCUACACACAAAAGCACACCUGCAUUUAAAAGUCAAUACUACAUACAAACGCAAAAACACUACACACGUACACCACUGAAUUCCAAUGGUAACAGUACAUACCAAUACCCCUACAUGCACACACACACACACACUCUCUAUACAAAAACAUGCUUACAUUCAAAUUCUCAAAUACAACCCAACAAGAAUGGCCAAAUGGUAGAUCUCCAGCUGGCAUAGCAUUGUGGGAAUUGUAUGACCGAUGGGUAUCAUCUUUUCUCCACUCUUGCGCUAGAGGGGAGACGCAAAAAUAAGUCUACAUUAGUUCCACCACUGAUUGCUUGCCAGGGAGCUGGGGGUUGGGAGUGGGGGAAUUAGAGCAGGUUCCAAGGGGGGCCCAAGCAAAUACUUGCCCAGGGUCCAAUCGAUAUUAAAGAUGGCCCUGAACAUAGUGUAAUAUAGUUUAAAACAACAAUCACACAAUUUUAUGUAACACUCACAAAUGUGUAUUUUUUUUUUAAAGAGCUUCUAAGGUGCCCUCCCCAAUGGUAAUGGGGGGGGCUGUAGCCUUCCAACGAUCACUGCUCUCAACCAUGUUCAGACAGAAGCUUGAAAGACCUGGUAGGGUCAAAACGUUGCUGCUCUUGCCCCAAUAAAUCCUGCUAACCGUUUAUAUGAUAUGCUUUCCUGAAGUGUUUUCAAAGAUUUGUUUUUGAAAGGGUGGAGACUGGGUGAAAGUCUAACUGAGAAGUAACCGGGUGUUCCACAGAAAAGGUGCAACCCUUGAGAAGUGUUGGAGGGGAGCAUCAGAUGUGGGAGUAUGGACAGUGGAUAGGCGUAGGUCUUCGGCAGAGUGCAGGGGCCUCGACGGGACAUAUUUGUGUAUUGGGGAGGAUAGGUAUACAUCUAAUAAGUGCGGAUACAACCGCCAAAUGCUCUAUGGAAGAAGUAGGUUUUCAUAUAUCUCAUAUAUUUUUGGACCGUGUUAUGUAUACCGGAUUUCUUUUUUUGUUGUUGCUAUUUUUGUCAUAACCAUGAUGUUUUAUAUUGGUAUUUGGCUUUCUCCACUAUUUAAUCUGAACCUGUUGAAAAGAUUGUGAGGCAAAGGGAUGCUAUAUACUCUCUAGCUAGGUAUACUAUAUAUAAAUUGUUCUGUUCAUUUUUUUUCUCCUUAAGAAUAUUGGUGAGGUCAAAGGGCUAGUGUGCCAACUCAGCAUUUCAUCCAAAAAAGGAUAAAAUAACCGUUUCUUUUUCAGAAUUGGCUAUACUAGAGGUUGAGGCAAUAUGGAGCCUUCAAUUUUGAUUAAACUCACAGGAAUUAAUUGGGUUUUCAAGCAUGGAAUAGCCCCUGAAUGGCCACAUUCUGGGAAUUCAACUAGCUAGUUCAGAGAUAAUUAAUUUGGCCUCUGGCUCUAUGAAUUGCUCGAAGGAAUCACAAAAGUAAUCAAUAAAUAAAACCAAGAGUCCCCAGGUUCCUCCAAUAACUGCAAAAAUGUAAAGACUGGCUCUCUCCUCUUACAUAAGCAGGUCCCUCCUGAUUUAUGUCAGGUCCAAUAGAGCCAAACAUUAAGUAAUCUCACAUCUAACCACAUAGGGAUAGGAACUGGUAGUAAGAUUCAGAUUAGAUUUGUACAUAUGUUAAUGCUGAAAUUCUGUGUUUGAUAAAUUCCAUGAAUCCACUUCCUUGUGUGCACACAAUAGGUCUGAUAAUGGGAGAGGUUCAUCAAGGCAAAAUUCAUGCUAUGGGGCAAAAUACCAAAUAAUAUUCCAAUUGCCAUGGAAUCAACGUAUAUCUGUUUUUUUUUAACUUUUUUGGAAAAGAGUUUACGAGAGCAAAAUGUUUGCUAUUUUGGUUAGAGCAUGCUAAAUGUUGAGGGAAUUUCUACUGGUCCUUAAUUAGCAUUUUGUCCUAGUGUACCAUCGGUUUUUGACUUUAUAAAUGUCUACCUUUAUACUGGUAUAACACAUGUGUAUGUCUUGAUAAAUCUUCACCAAUACCAAUAAAGAAUUGUUCCUCACUGAAUUAAGUCUAUACCGGUAAAGAGCAUGUAAAUCCUUCUGCAAAGAACGAAUACUUCACCAUUGCUUCCAGGCUAUUAAUGCAGUACUUUUCAGUCACAUUUAUGGAGAUUUUUGGGCUGGGUUAUCGUAACAUAGACAGUCACAUUCAGUUAGAGAUUUCUGCAUAACUUUGCAGAUAGAAUAUGGGGAAGAGCAAACACGAGACUGGGGAGAACUUUUUUUUUUUUUUUUUUUUUUUCACAUAAAUCCCCAACCCUACACAGCCCAUCCAAAGUAAUUGAUUCUGCUGCUGGUGAUAAUAGAGAAAACUUAUGUUAAUAAAAAUGUUAAGAGUAACAUCUGUCAUCUAAAUAUUUUGUCUUUCAGGCAACAUGGCGGCUUCAUUUUGGUGAAACUAAACACUUAUGAUCAAAAUAAAUUGCCUGAGGUGAGAUGAGGUCUGUAUGCAUAGGUCUGGAUUUGGGGGAUUAUACCUUACUCUGAUUCCAAUUAAGAAAAUACCAGUUAUUCAGCUUCUUGACAUGAGGAUUAAAUGCUAUUUGAAGGGUCACUGGGGAUAAACAUACAUAUCGUUUUGUAAAACCCCACUAGUUUAGCUUCCCAGAUGUCUUUUCAGAUUACUCAAGAUUCUCAAAUAUUUCUCCAACUGAAUUUUAAACUGAAUGUCGGGAGUGACAAUCUGCUGUAUGAUGUAGAAGAUGUACUAAGGUUUAAAAAUGUGGGGAAGCUUAUUUUAUAUAAGCGAGAGAAAACCCAGUCUAUUCUUAUUUCAUACAUGCACAAAGAUGCUUAAAAUCUCUUACUGUGUUGUGUCCCUGCAGAAAUUUAUUGGAAACUGAAGUCAGGGUUCCUUUUACACAAUUUAUAUGUGGGUUUAAUGUUCAUCUCGAAAUGUUCCAGAUUCUCCAAUUUUUUUGUUAUUUAAAAUGGAUAUCAUAAAAAUCUAGAUUUCCCUCUGUAACCUCUAUAUUUUUUUCAGAAUGUGAUUAAAUUUUUUUGUAGCUGUUCCAAAAAAUGGUAAAUAGUGCACGCUAAAGUUAUUUAUGUAGAGCUUCUCAGAGGAAUUUAUGUACAAAUUGGUUGGUGGGAAUUGACUUGGGUUGAUAUGGACUCGUAAAAAGGGGCGUUGAAAAAAUUUGCAAAUGAAAUGCAAGCAAUUGGUUGGAGAACACAUCACAACUCACUGUUUAGUGAAUACAUUCCUGAGUGUCUAUAGCGCUACAUAAAUUGGAAUACUGGUUAAUGCACCCAAGAACAAGUCUCUUCAAUCUCAUCCAAUCUGGAUGGUAUUGAUAGGCUUAGAGCUGUGGAUGAGCUAGCACAUUUAAAAAAAAUCUCUAAUGUAUAGGUCUAAUUUUUUUCAGACUUGCGUUAUACAUAAUAUUUGCACACAUUUCUCAGAUAUGAAAAACAGAAAAGGAUUCUUGCAUGCAUAAAAUAAACUUGAAGAGUCAGUAAAAGUUAUCUGGCAGGACAGGUAUAAGACCCAUGCAUGGGAGGAGAUAGUAGAGCUCUGGAUUUUGAACUGGUAGCACAUUUUUGGCACUUUUGGCCUUAUUUCAAGCUUCCCUCAUCUUUCCUGUCUCCCCAAUCAGGUUUCCAGCUUUUUUUUUUUUUGUAUAAUCGCCUUUAUUAUAUUUGACCAGCCUUUUCCUCCAUCUUCCAGUCUUUCCCUAAAUAUCCCUUUAAUCAAGAAUAUUGAUUCAUCAAUUGCAACAUUAACAGCACUAGACCUAGUUAAAAAAAAAUUAUUACAAAAAAAUAUAAAAUGUAUCCAGAUAACAUUACCAAAUUGAUAAUCUUAUGGUGGGCAAUGUAUUGAUUGUUGCAUCUUCUAUUCCUUGAUAGUACGUCAUCAAAUAUACCAUUCCUUAAAGAGUUUUAUAUCUUGUAUUGGACAAUAAAUGUUAUGAACUGUCCCUCCAACAACACCUCCAUUAAUAGACCAAUUAAAAUACCACUGGAAUGUAUGGGAAGCAAUAAAAAGGCAGUCACUCAAGACCUAUAAUUGACUGGUCUUAUUAGAUUUUUAUAGAUGUUAUACACCUUUAAUGUUUUAAUAUACAAUCACUAAUAUUGUAAUGCUAUGUGUGAUUGUGUUUUUUUUUUUCUACUUAAAAUGUGGAACAUUUUUCAAAUAUUGCUAUAAUAAUCCUUUGAUUAGAGACCACAUUUUCUCUAUGGAAAAAUUAAAUCCAUUAGCUACUAUAGGUUCCAGCCCCUAUGCAUCUUGCUACAUUAAGCUUCUUAAAAUAGUUUCUGAAUUCUUAUUUAACCCCUUAAGGACCAAACUUCUGGAAUAAAAGGGAAUCAUGACAUGUUACACAUGUCAUAUGUCCUUAAGGGGUUAAUCUUCGAUGGCUGUAUGCAGCUGUUAAAUAAUCUAUGGUAGAUUUAUGCAUUCGGGUCCAAACAAUUUGUGAUUAGUCCAAAUUUUUGGCAUCAAUUUAUUUGUCUGAAAUCCUGAACGUCUAAACCCUAUUUGGCAAAUCACCACACAAAGAAAACAGGCAAUGGACGAAACCGCUUUAUUUGGAGUUCCAUCUGUGGUACAAAAAAUAUGAUCUACUGUAAAUGGCAAGAGUGAAUCAAUGUGUAAAGGAGGAAUAACCCAAGUCUAAAAUAGGUAAAAAGAAAUGGUUGGGUAAGAUCUCACCAAAUUUGGGCAACAAUGGCUGGUUAAUCAGGAUUCAGUUACCCAUACCUCUAUAAAAUAAAACAUUUAUAAAAAAAAAAUGCAUAACUAUUAAAAGAGGAUUUGUUCACUAAACAGGAAAGUGUUGAAAAAUUAAACCCUGUUAACUAAGCAGAAUUAUAUUUCCAAUUCUACUAUUACCAGCUUAUUUUAUCCCCUAGAUUCAGCAGACGGCAUGCCAGUAUUUAAUGAUGAGUAUUAUCUUCUAACCUGUUUUUGUAGAUUUUGUCUCAAUAUGCCAUAGUACCAGGCUUUGUAAGAGUUUUAGUGAAACCCACAGAGUGAUGUCAUGACAUUAAUUGCUUCCUUAAUAUAAUGUGAAUAUUGGGCACAGAGCACAAAUAAAAUGCUUGUCUCUUUGAACAGUGUUCUUCUUAAUAACUAACAUUUUCUAUCAGUAAAUCCUACCCCAGCUGUGAGGGGAAAAGUGGGUCACUGCAUGUGAGAUUUUCUCUAUGCAGCUCAUCAGUUGAGGCUGAUCAUGAAGGGGUUACAUUAAUCCCCCAUAUUACAAUGCUUUACAUCCUUUCUGCAUCCAUUACCCCAUCUGUGCUUAGUCGUUUUUGUAAGCGCUUUUUUUGUAUGUUUUUUUGUUUUAGCUUAUUUUUUUUAUUUACAUUUAAACUCCUUUGACACCCAGACAAAAAGAAGUGAAGAUCCGUAAUUGACAAAUUUAUUUUUGGUGUCUCAACAUUUUUAACUAGAAUUUGGAUUUACUAUAGCAACGUGAUGAACGUGGUGGAUACUUAAAAUUAGAACAGGAAUUACUGAAAAUCUCCUUAAAUGAACACUACAGGCACCAUUAAAAUCUCAAAUUGCUUAACCCCUUAAGGUGAGUCAGUGCCAGGGAUCUCCUGGCACCAUAACUUCAUAUUGAUUAAUUUUUUAAUGGCACCCAAACUGGUCCUUUAAGUAAGUUUGACUUUUGGUUCUGGCAAUAACACAAACAUGACAAAUGUAAUGUUCUCAAAAUUGAUAAUAUUGCUUGCAAUGAAGGUCAAAUAGCUAAGCCAUUAGUGCUCUGGUAUAUUUAGUAACUGUUUAAUAUUUAGGAUUAGAUGUUGGAAAAUAUUUGUCCAAAUUUUAGUAAACCUACUAUUUUGCAACAAUUAUUUAUAUGCUGUAUAAAAUAUAUACAAUUUUGACAUGGUCAGAUUCAAAGUGCCAAAAACAUACUUUCUAUUAGUUCCAGAACUGGCCUCUGUUGCUAAUGAAGAUCCGCCCCACUUUGCCCAGCAUUUACCUCCUUUUAGUGCUGGUCAUUGUCCAGUAAAAUUCAUCUUGGAUAUGUUGAGUGCAAAUCUUUUGAGUGUAAAUUUUUUUUGUAAAGUGUGUGUGUGUGUGUGUGUGUAUAUAUGUGUGUAUAUAUAUAUAUAUAUAUAUACACCGUUCCCUUUAUCAAACAAUUCAAUUUGGUUGGCCCUCUUUUUACAGAACUACCCGAACGUCUGUUCCCCUACACCACAACCGACUUAUGCCGCUACUACUAUAACUCUGCUUACUGUCCCAACCACAAAUAUAUAUGAGAAAACAGGGGGCUGGCUGCACUCACCUGAAUAUGCAUAAGUAGGGUGCUGCUGGGAGCCAGUUUACACACACUUUCUCUCUCUGUUUUUAGGUCUCUGCUAUUGCUAAUCCUCAUUUAAACAAUCCUUGAACUAACAAACUAUUGUGGACUUCAUUUUUUUUCUCACUCAUGCUCAGCAUAUUCUACAUAAGCUGUUUAGCAAGUUGUAUAAUUUCACUUGACAGACUGCAUUGGUAGUCGAAACGUUGCAGUGUUCCACAUGUUCUAAUAAAGGUGCCUGAAGACUCUGGAGUGCCUGGACCCUUUUUCUAUUACUGGUAUUUAUCUUAUAGGCUUGUGCUGUCCAUUGGUUCAGCUAAGCAUCCUGUCUGAAUGGAGUGUGGUUCCUUUUACAUCUUUUGCAAUUUACCUAUGUGGUUAAUAAGUUCUAAGCUGAUGUAUCUGCUUAGUGACUCUUGUCUUUGAGCAACAAAUGCUUCUUCCUUACUACUGAAUUUGAAAGGGGGAACCAGUAUGCAUCAUCAUGUUCAGGGGGCAUUCUCUGCUUACACACUCAGCGGGAGAAUACAUGAGGCACGUGUUCCUCCAAUGUCCAAAUGGAACCUCCAACCCUGAUGUCUCUGCUUACAUGCUACACUCCAUAAGACUGCAAAAUUGGCUAUUGAAUACCUUGGAGGGCUUAAAGGAAUCCAAAUCCUGUGCAUGGAACCCACCUUCUGUCCCCUGUUGCACAUUAGGCCGUAGUUUAAAAAAAAAAAAACCCUCUGCGUCCAAUGUCCAAAAAAGUAAAGCUUUCUAUUAGGACCUUAGAAUAAUUUAUAUAUAAUUCCUUAAUGGAGAUAAACCUCUACGAAUGGGAUUUCUAAAGUGAAAAUGUUUUGAAGAGUCUCAUGGCUCUCUUGCGAUGUUGCCCAAAUAUCGGUUUAUGUCCAUAUAUGACUCAUGUUUCUACAGUGUAUUAGAUUUUUAACCGUUUUAUUCAGAAUAGUACCCUAUAAAACCAGUACCUCUAAGUACUGCUACUUCACAUUUUAUGUAUGAUUGCCAUCCUAUGGCUAUAGAACAUUACAUUUUUAAUUUUUUUUUUUUAUUCUUGCUCUUCUGUCUGUUUGAAAUAUGAACUUAUUAUCAAGGUAACCAUCCUUUUCAUGGCCGUAUCCCCUCUCCAUGUCCUUCUCUCCCCUAAAUGUACUAUGUGGAUUUCAGGGACACUCCAUAAUCCCUUUAUUAAAAAAUAAAAAGUCCUGUAGCUUCAUUAGUGAAUGAAAUCCUUCCUUCCUUUGAUAUACUGUGGAGAGUAGUUUUCUGAUGUUGCCGACACGCCGUACGAAAGCUUUCAAUAAUGAAUUGAUCUUAUCACCCUGUCAGAUGGGGGCCUGUGUGUUCAGCUCCAGUCUCUCCUCCAUCCCUGAUCCUCUUCCCUAUUAAUCCUGCACGCCCCUCUCAGAACAUUAUCUCCCUGCUUGCAGCGUGGAAGGCGGUUUUAUCUCCCAAAUGCAGUUCUGGAUAAUAAUAUAUUCACUGGGAAAAUGAGACGUGUGGAAUUUUGAAGAGCGGUGGCUGGUUCAUUAGAGUUGCAGGAUUAUGCCCUACAAAAAAGAACAUGAAUUAAAAAAAGAAAGCAAAACAUUAACCCCGUUUACUGAAAGAGUGCCUUGAGACAUUCUAGAGUUCUUGUGAUUCAUGUAAUUAAGCUUUCCAGUGAUCAUUGUAUCGGGCAAAGCAAGGAUCUAUUAAAAAAUAAAUAAAAAAUAAAUAUUUUUGGAUAAUGUAGACCUUCUUGUUGGUUAAGGCACGAUUUGUAAACCUAUCAAAUUUAGAGCUUGAUAUGCUUAUUUCUUUCCCGUAAACAGUUUGCUGGGAACUCCUGCAGUGCAAGUAUAUAAUGCCCGAUUUAAAUGUAUUUUUUUUUAGGUAGGCACGCACAUAUGCUGGAGGCCACAGUGUGUUAUAAUAUGACAGGAUAAAAUAAGCAUCUAGUCUGCUUUUCCGCCUUUAUUCUCACUAGUUCUUUUUUCAUUUUUAAAAUUUCAGUAAUAUACAGUUACAGCCUUGGUGUUCUUGGCUAUCAUUCAGAAGUUCCCGCUCAAGAUAUUUAAUUCAACACCACAAAAUGCAUUUUCUACAUCGAGUACAUUUGUGGGACUUGACACGUGUCUUUAUUUUCAUAUAUGGUACAUUUUGAGUAUAUACACUUUUUUUGUUUCCUGUAUGUAAAAGCCUUCAAUAAUCAUAUACCCACACAAGCCUAUCUUCCCUUGCUUUGGAAAAAAAAUUAAGUAGCGAUACCGAACUUUGUGAAAAAUGAUUGUCUGUAGAACAAAUGUAGUGCAGAUUUAUUCACGUAAUUAGAGCAAGGCAUGCCCACCACGGUAAGUAGCAGUGACAAAAUCAUUUCAAACUAAUCCUUGCCUCAUGCAUAAAAAGGAGGGGCAGGGGAGAUAAAUCAAAAUACCAAACUGCAUGCAUUUUGCAUUAAAAAAAAUUACCCUACACAGUCAAUAGUCAAUCUUAAACUCUAGGAUUAUUGGUCUCAAUAGGACUUUUCAGCAUGCAUAACUGUGCCAAAACUUUUCACAUCCAUGUUUUUAUGACAAAGUUUUGGUCUAAAUGUUUUAGCAGAUUUUUUUUUUUUUUUUUUUUAACUCCAGAUUGGUUACCAAUGCAAAGUGUGAAAAGUAAUUUGCUCAAUAACAAAGCUAUUGUAUUUAAUAAAAUAUUUAGAAUUCUCUUAAAUGACAUACAUAUUUAAUAUUUCACAAGUAAGGCAUAGGAACGUUAAUCUAUGUAAACUAAUGGAAACCCUAAUGCCUAGCCCAUAACCCUAACUCUAUCCUCCAUUAAACCUUAUCACUAAUCCUAACCUAGACUUCUAAUGCUUACAUCUUCCAUUAAUCUUUGUAAGAUGGAGGCUCAGAUGUUGACACAAAAAUGAAUUUUUAUUUAUUUUUUUAUCAUCCUCAUUGAAAGCCCCACUUAUUCUAUAAAUAUCAAUUUAAUGUAUAUUCAAAAUGUGUUUAAUUACAAUUAUAUUUAAUCUAGAUGUAAAAGUAAGAAAUACUGGGUAAUUCCAUUGUAACAACCAAGGUUUUUCUAAGACUCUAAGUUUAUUAGUAAAAUAGAUUUCCACCAUGCUUUGUGCUUACUUUCAGGGAGGCGGGUUUAACUUUAUGCCGGAACUAUUUCCACAACCAAACAUCAGUGUGUAGUAAUUGUGGCUAGUGUUGUCACCCAGUUUGUGUCAAACCUUUUCUUGCACAAUGAUGCUGAAUAUGGAGAUAUUUAAAUGUCUUAAGAAGGAAGCACCUCUGGUGGCCAUUUCUAUGACAGCCACUGGAGACUUGUUUGAUGCAAAAUGGGUUAACUGCCAUUUCUCAGAAUUGGCAAUGUUUUACAUUGUCCAACAUGCACCAAAAUACUACAUUGUACACAAGAUGUUGUGUUUUUGGUGCUUUGUGUCCCUUUAAGGAAAAAUAGAAAUUUCUGAGUAAAUUUUUAAUUCCCAUUUUUGAUACACAUUCAAAGACUGGCUGUUCAUUAGAAUUCUAUUUCGAAACGCUUCACACUUGUGUUGAUGCUACAGCAGCAGAAGAUUUCCGGUGCAAAUAUUGUGAUUCAAAUUGAAACAAUUGGUCUUUAAGGGCUCAAUCAGUGCCUAGUACCAUGAAUCCUUCUUAGAAAAUGUAAAGGUGGCCCUUAUUCCCACAAGUCGGAUAGCCUAGUAAGAUUUGUCUACUUUAUUGAUGACCACUGCGUCUCCUAGAUAUAAUGAAACAAUUUAAGCAUUGCACCAUUGUCCGAUAAAAUAAAAACACAUUAUGUGACUAAUGUGUUGCAAUCCAAGAAAACCAUUGCGCUCAUCUGCUGACCGUUCAAUUUAAAGACACAAUAAACCUUAUUAAAUCAGAUCUAUUCAUUAAUUUUAUGAAUAAAUGCGAUUUUUGUUUUUCACAGAAAUACUCCGUUAACUGGUCAGCGGGAUAAAUGGAACUGAUCAGAUAGUAUUGAGCAUUUAGAAAAGUGAAACACAUUGUCUUUUCUCCAGGCACCCAUGUCUCCAAACGUUGGACAACAGAUGGUCAGUAGAACAAUUAUAAAAUUAUUUUGUAUCUGAGGCAAUGCUUUCAAAAUGAGGGUAUUUGUGCUAUGCAGCAUAAAAGAUUGUAUAUACAACAGAUUUAAAGUCAAUUUAUUAAUGUAUUGAAAAUAGGACAAGGGGUGAUUGGAUAAAAGAGAAAAAGGAGCAAAUUACAGAAUGAAUAACUGUAUAUUACAGGAAAUAAUGCCAUUGAGUUUGAAUUAGAUUGUUGAACAUCUCCAGAACUGUAAGAUGGCAUGGUUUUUCCAUAAUACAUAACUUAGCAUUGUGUAUCUUUCAAUUGAUUAUUUUAGGUCCAUGACCGCUUAAUUCAAAGGGAGCCCCUACAUGUCUCAUGAUCUAAUCAUAUGUGCUCUAAUACCAGUCAUGGUACAUUGGUAGAAGACCUGUCAAACUCUAACUCCCCUGUCCCUCUAUCAAUUUCGAGUGAAUGGCUGAAGUAAUUUCUACAGCUGCUAUCAAAGAUUAUAACUCCCACUAAUCUAAUGGCAAUCAGCCAUCAUACAGUAUGGGAAAUUAUACAUACACACUUGUGUAUUACUAAACUUCUUUCUUUGCAAACCUUGAAUUUUGCUUUUCUAAGAAAAAAAAUCUCCCCGAUCCUCUAAAAUUUUAGCACAAAGACCCUAUUUACAAAGUCUUAAAAUAUACACUCCGGCUUCUGACAUAGCAGGAGUGCUUCCCCUCCAACUUGAUUUUUGGCAUUCAUGUAUAACCCCAACUUUAAAAACUGAGCUGGGGGGGGGGGACGACUGCCUUGGCUGAGAAUAAAAAAAUAUAUAUAAAUAACUUUAAACCCUGCUGCAUUAGUGCAAAGCUGACUUAGCAGUUUGGAAGACUGAAGCUCAACAAUGAAGAUCCUUCAAUUGGGUUUUAAAGAACUAUAUAGCAAGGAAUAAAUAAAAUCUAAUGGCAAAAUAUGUAUGUACUUUUUAUUUUUUUAUACACAUUCUAUAAAAUCAUAAUGUGUACUGGCUGCUGAGUCAUUGAAAUUUAGUAUUUCCUGACUUUAUAUUGUCCUAGAUAUUCAGUAUGAUGUUAGAAUAACAGAGUAUCAUAAUAUGGGGCUUAUUUACUAACCUGGAAUUGAGGGGAACCAAGAGAAAAAUUGCAAAUCUGAGAUCAUAACACCCAAGAUGUCGAACGAGCAGAAAGUCAAAUUUUUACAAACUGACAAAUUUAUUUCUCAACAAUUCCUAAUUCUUAUUUACAGUAGUCACUACUGUCUGCUUACAAUAAUGAACUAUCACCUCCCAGGAUUUUUAAUAUAUUUACUUAUAUUUUACAAACUUGUAUUUGUGAAGUGUAAAAAAUAAAAUUAAAAUUAAAUAAAUUCACACCUUUUUAUUCUGCCAACAGAUGCAUACAUCCCAUCACCUUGUCAAUCAUUGUUGUAGUCUUUUUGCUCUCUGCAACUUGCAGUCAGCAAAAAGAAAGCAGACUGAGAAGAAAUUAAACAAUUAGUGUUCUUUUAAGAUCAAAGUAGAAAGCUAUGCUCUCAGUUCAGCUGCUGUGGAUUUAAAUUUGAAAUUCACUGUAAAUUCGCAGUUUAAUAAAUAACCCUGGUUGUUUGUUUAUAUUUUUCCUCCUCAUUUGCAUUGUGUGCCUUGGCUGUGCCUAGAUUAACUAGAUUGUGAUGGUAUUUGCAAAAACGUUAAUGUAAAUGUCAACUAAAGUCUCAAGAAAAAAAAGUAACAUAAUUUAGAGGGAAUCUUGAAUGUUUUAUUCAAUUGUGUAAUUCUAUGAGAAAUGACGGUUCCCAUUUAAAGUACGAUGCAACUGAAUGUAUGAGCCACUUCUGACUGAUAAAACCAUAAAAUAAGACUGGCCCCGCACAGUCAUUUGAUUAGAGGUGUAAAAGUUUUUAGUGUGUCUAGCCACGGGAAAGAAAUUCUGUCUAUCUGUCUUUACAUUUCUCAAACACUGUGACAAUAGAAAAAUACAAAUACAUUUAAACUGGCACUUGCCAAAACAAGAGCAACCUGUACUCUAACUGCAUUUAACACAUUCACUAUUGAGAUUUAAAAAAAAAAAAAAAAAACUUGCAUCGGAAAAACAUUUCAAGUGUUUGCUGUUCCGGGAUACUUCAACAAAAUGGCAAAUUAGGUCAAUUUAAGGCAUUUUAAAUUCAUACUUUACAGAAUUCGUUUUGGGGCUUACAGAACAGUAGCUGAGGAGAGGGAUCUUUGAACGUUCUCUACUAGCAUUCUGAGAAGCGGGAACAAUCAUAGACAAACCUGGAAUAAAUGUACAGGAGCCCUAAACCAGGACUUUUCUGCUGGUUGCAUUACCCUAGACUGCAUGCAUUCUGGGGGCGCAUCACUUUAGUUUAAAAAUUAAAAUGGAAAUUUUGUACUAGUAUUUUGCAUGCACAGCUUUUCACAGUAUAAAGUGACAAUGAUUGAAUCAUUUAAUUUCGUUGGGGAAAUGCAAAUAAAGUCAAAACUAUAUCCUUUAAACAAAUAUAACUUUUUCAUUUAUAAAGAAUGUUCUGUCUAUCAUGUGUGGUACCUUCAAAGCGAUAGUAUUACGUUUUCUCUAUUUAUUUAUUUUUUAAAGAAUUUAUUUAUUUUUUAAUUUCACGUUCUUUAAACUAAAUCUGGCUGUUGGCCAAGAGCAGACAGAGAAAGGCCUCUUUCUGUCUUCAUAGAGACAAAAAUAGCUGGAAAUUACAGCAGAAACCACAAUGUUCUUGUGCCAAGAUUAACUGAACUUCAUCGAAGUUAAAUGUGGUAUAAGUUAAAGCAGUAAUUCCAGGCUGCUUUAGAAUAUGCAUACCUUUUGAUACGUGGGUGAGGGCAGGGCUCCUCUAAGCAGAGCAUUUUUUCUUUACAUCUCCUGGGAUGCACUUCCUGUUCAUUCUUGUAAAUUUUACUGCCUUUUUGAUUUCCCUGUAAUCUUCCUGUACAGUCUUAAAAUCUCAGGAAACAGACCACUUUUAGAACCGUCAAAUAUCCUUGAGUCUUCAGGUCUCCACAGUAUAUUCUCUCUGAAGGUUAACCUCUAUAUACCAGAUGUCCAUGAAGUGUGUGAACUACAUUGCAAUUGUAGAUACCCAGCACUGACUUGUGAAAAAUUUACUGAAGCCCCACACCCUUCAGUAAUGGUCCAGGUUCAGGAUGUAUUGUCACAACAAUGCUUUAUGUUGUGAACCAUCUUUAGCUUGGUUGAAUUUGAGCAACAAGUAAAAUGUAGAUCACAUCUGGGGCCUCAAAUUUAGUCUGAUGACCAUCAAAUAUAUUUUUGUGAGAUGGGGCCUCUAUGGAUCGGAUUUGUGUACCUGCACAUCCCACAUGUGCUUGAUCAGAUUGAGAUAUCUGCAUGAAUGCCAGGACCCAAGGUUUCUGAUCAGUCUUACCCAGAGCAUAAACCUGCCUCCGUUAUCCUACCUUCUUCCCAUAGUACAUCCUGUUGCCAUCUCUUCCCUUGGUAAAUGAAGCACACAUGCUCAGCUAUCCACUUGUUUUUUUGUUUUUUUUAAAAAAAAAACCUGAUUGAUUCAGACCAGGCAAAUUUCUUCCAUUGCUCCAUGGUCCAGUUUUGAUGCUCAUGCCCCCGUUGAAAGUGCUUUCAGUGGUGGACGUGGGUCAUCAUUGGCACUUAGGAAGGUGUCAUUGUGGCUUGCUGUGCAUGAGAAUUUGGAACCUCAGACCGGUCAAUCAUGCCUAGCUUUACAUUUUUCAGCAAUUUAAUCUACAGUAGCUCUUCUGUGUGAUCAAACCAGAUGGACUAGCCUUUGCUCUUCAGACCUAAAUUGCUUUGGGUGCUUAUGACUCGAAUGUCCUUCUUGGCACAACUUUUUUUUUUUUUAAAUUAUUCUUUUUUCAAAGCACUAGUCACUGCAUACCAGUAACACCACACAAGACUUGCCGUUUUGGAGAUGACCCAAUCGUCUAGCUAUCACUAGUUGUCAAAGUCACACAGAUCUUUUUGCUUUCCUCUUUCCUGCUUCCAACACCUGACUAUUCUCUUGCUCCCUAAUAUAUCUCAUCCCUUGACAUUGUAGUGUUAUAAUCAACACUGUUAGUGAUCAGCCAUAACAUUAAAACUGUAUAUAUGCUACUCCAAUCUUGAAAAAUCAUUUCUGUAUUAAACAUGUUUGCUUGGUUUGAUGGCAUUCCAAAUCUAAGUAAAAAUAUUCGGGGUAAACCUGUUAACCGCAGAACUAAGUGCCGUGGCUACUUCUGCUAUUUCCUCCAUUUAUCCUUUUCUCAAGACCACUUAAUUAUGCUAAGACUCUCUCCCCUUUCCUUUUAUUUAAAGAGGUGGGUUUUUUGGGGUGUUUUUUUUUUUUUUCUCCCCUGUUGCAUCACAGAGUACUUUAGUCAUCCUUUUCCUGGAUCUAGUUAUUUGAUCUUCGUGUCCCUUUAGAGUUAGACAAUUGUUGCUAUCUUGGUAAUCUCUAUAGGAGUAUUCCACAUAUCAGAUGUGGCUAGGUGGUAUGCAACACUGUAAUUGUUGGUUGAGCAAUAACUGUAGGUUGCUUCCUCUCUGUUAGAAUAUGCAACGCUUUAAGGGUUACUCAAACAACCUUGACCUCUUCACUGAUUUGAAGUGGUCGUGGUAGCAGGAUUAUAUAUGUCCAGUAUUUCAGCUUGAAACACUGUACAUGCAGAGUUAUUGUUAAUUGUGUGUUAAGAACUAGUUGCACCCCCCAGCACACGUGACCUUUGCACCCCAGAGUUCUAGACUGUCAUGGUCAAUUCUAGGCAGAUUGCACAGUGCCAAAAGAUGAGGAAAUCAUCCUCCCACCCACUAUGCAUUCCCUCCGGUCUCCCUCAUUGAAGAAACAUUGGUUUGUUUUUUAUGGAAAAAAAAAAGCCUCCCUCGUUCACUCAUCCAUCCUCUCCAAUUCCACCCUUUCUGGCCCAGAGCUCACUUAUGCGCUCUGAGCCAGCGAAAUGGUCCAAACACAGGCCUCUGUAUGAGAAGCCAGUGAUUGGACCACGUGAGGAGGCAUUGGAAUAUCCGUGCCGGGAGCUUCUUACAGUGCUGGAUUCCAGGUUAUACUGCAAAUCGUUUGGGGUUCUUCUCUAGAGUGCCCAAUAAGGCAUAUUAGACCGGAAAGCCCCCCUCAAAAGGGUUGGAGUAAACAUUUUAAUCCAACAUUUUAGAUGGUGCUACAGAUAUCCUUUCACCAUAUUAAAGGAGUAUAUUAAGCUGUUUUUUUUUCUAUUUCUAGCAGGUUUUUUUUUUUUUUUUUUUAUAGGAAUCUGAAAAGGAGGGGGGAUAACUUUGUCUCUUUAAAGCAUUGGGGGUAUGUUACCCUUCAAUCUUAUUUUCUAUUUGUUUUUUUUUGUUUUUUAUAUUACAAUUUUAAUUACAUUUCAUUUGUAUGUGGGGAUCCUUUAAGACUCGGUAUGGGCAUUACCGACAAUAAACCAUAAACAAAAAGAUGGUCCCUUCAUCACAACCAAAAUGGUCCCAUAGUGAAGACCUUAUUUUAGCCGUACAAACUCUAAGCGAUGCCUAGAUAUUCAAAAAAGGUGAAAGUGAAAAGUGACAUACGUUGUGCAAUCCUAUGAAAUAUGUUAAUGCUUUAUAAUUUAUCAACAUUACCAUCUUUCCUCUUGAUUUGCAGUAGGACUAGUAAGUUCCAUGUAAGCAACAUCCAACCAGUCUGUACCGACAAAUUAUUUUUUUCAUGAUAAUUAGACCUCAAAGACCAAUUUCAUGAUUACUAGCAAAGGACAAAUAGGAUUGCUCCCUGCUCCCUUGUCCUCAGUUGCUCCACCGGUAGACAUCUGUCUAACAAUCUAGUCAGGAAUGCAGCUGUUUAUAUGGAGUCCACAUGCGUUCCUUUCUCAUGGUUCAUGGCAUCACAACCGUUGCUCUGAAUCUACUGAACUGAAGAGCAGAUGUUUCCUGUUCAACGUCAUGUUGCAUUUAAAAAAACAAAACAAAAAAAAACCACUCCUAUAAAUCCAGUGCACAGAUAACAGUUGGGGGGACUAUCUGGCCAUAACAGAAAUCAUCAAACAGAAACCACAAUAAUCACGUGGGUAUAUUUGUGGUUUAUUAAUAAGAAAAAAGGGUAGUUUACUGGAGCACUGCCUUUGGCAUGGAUACAUUCAUUUAUAAAACAUGAAGCAUAUGUAAUAAAUGGAAUUGUGAAAAUAAUUGUAGCAGAUUAUUGAACCAUAUGUGUCUAGUGCAAGCCAUAACACAUUGGUCAUCAUGUAGUUUGUACCAGUCAGUUACAUAGGACCUGACUUUCUUUUAUUAGGCUAUUCAUUCCCCAUGGAAGCAGUAAACACUGUGAUGACCUGUUGAUUGCACAUAUGGUAACCGACACGAUUAUUGCAUUGAACGGAUUUCUUCUUUUGCGUAAUGUCACCCAUUCCUGGAUGCUGUGCUUCUGGUCUACACUCAUACAUGUCCUAUUGUAUCUAGCAUUUGUGUAUUCUGGUGUGCAAAAUUAGACCACCUAUAGGCCCUUUGUACACUAAUGCAUUUUAUUUUAAUAUGUUCUGUUUGUGGAGGAUUAAAUGUGGUUAGUUUGAUAGCUGUAUAGGUGGUAGCUGGCCUGCUGCUUUUACUCUUGCGGGGAAGAAAAUGCAUAUACUUGAUUCAAAAAACACUCACAAUAGCGAAGUCAACUAUUUUGAUUUGAAUAGUUAUAUACAAAUGUGUAUGAGAGGGCCAUGACCUCAUGUUAUCUAAGGCAGUGCUACUCAACAAGCUCCAGAACCACAAUUUCCAUGAUUUAUAAUCCCAAAGGCUGACAAAGCAUCAUGGGAGCUGUAGUUUUAAAUCUGUGAAUCGAAUCUAUUGCGCUCCCCUGCCUUAAAGGAACCCUAUAGUGUCCUGCAGGGGCGUACCUAGAGCAUUUGGCACUGGGGCGGACCCUGUAUGUGGCAUUCGCACACACACUCUUGGGAUUGACUGACAUAAUCAAGACUGAUAUCAGCCAUGGAAGCGAAACCAGGUAGGGCCAGUCGCAGCAAGAGCGUAAACAUCUUUUCACUGCACAGACAGGGGGACCAGUGUCCUUACUAUAGUAUCCCUCCUCUUCCCCCCCCCCCCCUUUGCUUAGUACACCACUGGUGUCAUGAAUAUAAACAUGUACUUAUAGACAGCCACAUCAGCACUCUAGGGUCACUGGCCCCUCCUGUCUGUGCAGUGAAAUGAUGUUUACUCACAUUUUUUCCCAUGCCACCCCGGUCUUGCUGUGACUGGCCCCACCUGGCUUCACCUCCAUGGCUAAGAUCAUCCAUCUUGAUGUCAGCCAAUCCAAUAAGUUCCCAUAGGAAAAAGGCCAUAUUGCGCCAGUUGGCAUGUUCUCCUAGAGAUGCAUUAAAUCACUGAAUCUCCGUGGAGCAUUUAGCGUCUUCAUGCAGCACUAAGGAAGCACCUCUAGAGGCUGCUGAGUGACUACCACUCGGUGUUAAUAUGCCGCAAUGUAAACACAGGCAGCGUUUCCAUUGAAAAGCCUGCAGGGACAGGCUAUAGCCUGUAAAAGGCCAGCGUGACAGAAAAUUUCCAUCAUGUGGAUAUAGACACCAGAACCACUACAUUAAGUUGUAGUGGCUCUGACUAUGGUGUCCCUUUAAGGUUUAUGUUGAAGAUUAAAGCAAAUAAGGCUCAUAGAUGGGCAAAGCAAUGUAUUUUUUUUUAUUUUUUGCUCUUUUUUCUGUCCUAGUAUGGUCAUGCAUUUUUAAUUUUAGAUUUGUAAUUUACAUCUUCUGUACAUUUACGUUUUGUUUUGUUUGUUUUUUUACAGGUAGUGACAUGUUUAAAACUAGCUGCAGUGUCAGAAGUGGGAGUCUUUCCAGGGGGUAAGUUGGUGACCCCCAAUGCAGGUAGAUUGUCAGAUUGCCCUUAUAGCUUUAGCACUGAAAUAACAUAAAUCAAAAUAUUUUAAAUAUAAAUGAAUCUGCAUGUCACAAUUUCUGCUUCACACUCUCUAGUAUCUGUUCUCUUCUCAGAGAGCAAUCACCAGUCAUUAAUUGCAGUAUGUAAAGCAGAAGGCAUUGAUGUGUUAUGCACAGAAAGUAUUAAUUAUCACUUAAAUACUUCACAUUCAAAUGAGCUACCGGAGUCAACCCAUGUCACUGGUCCUUUGCAGGGAGGCAUUUAACAGUGUUAGAUCUAAUCAUCACCGUCUGUAAGAAAAGCUAAAUUUCCAAAUUCCUAAAAUUUCAUAGUCAUUGCUUUCUACUCGCCUGGGCUAAAUUUUCACUCACCAAUUGCUAGUGGCAAGUGGCAUUUUGAGCUUAGAAAAUAUAAAUAGUUUAAAAUUUGAAGGCAGUGAGCCAGGCUUUAAAAGUUACUCACCACUGCAAGUCCAAAAAUGCUCAACCGCAUAAGUGUGUGUGUGUCUACAUAUAAUUUAAACCAUGGAACUAGGGUAUAUAAUGAUUAAUAUGAUGGGGACUUCAUCAAAGCAAAUAGUCUGACUAAUUUACCUAAAUCUUUAAGGACCAUAAUACUUCUACUGAGGUUACAGUUAUGUUUAACUAUAUUCAUGUCAUACACUUAUUGAAUGACUGGCAAUCUCAAAAUGGUAAAACAUCCAGGGCUUGAUUUGCAUGUCACAGAAUUCUAAGGAACCUACUCCCUUCCACCUACAAUAGGUGUUUAGUUUUUAAGAGCAGGUUAAGUAAAAUUAAGGUAAUCCUAUACAUAUGUAGCUGAUAUGUAAAUAUUUUAUAUCACUUUUUUUUAUGCCUGUACGAAUCAACUGUGUACAAAGUAGUUAAUGUCCAAAGGACCCGUGACCUGACCUACUACGUUUGGCCAAACAUUUGGCAUUCAUUUUCCCUGUAUGUUAUAAAACACUUAUUUUUUGUUCAAUGUAUGUAAACAUGAUUAAUGUUGGCUUAUUUCAGAGCUGAACAGGCGAUGUUGUACAUUCAUUUGCACCUAUCUGAUCUACAAAGUUAUUGAAACCCAUAAUUUGCGUAGAAUGAACGGCUCAUUUAGAAGCAGUGUUUGUGCGUUUCAAUUUUCCUAUGUAAAAAAACAUGUGCUAGGCUAUCUAGAUUUAGACAAAUCUCCUAAACAAAUGUUACCUCAAAAUAUAAAUAUACUGUACUGCAGAUAGGCACACCUUGUAUAUUUAUUUUGUACAUACCAUUCCACACUGACUGACCUUAACUGUGUCUGCGUGUGUGUGUUUUCGUUUAUCUCAAUUGUCUUGAGGAAUUUAUCAUGCGAAAAAGUUUACCCCAACACCAAAAGCACAAGUGAAUUUAGGUCAUAGGAGAGAAUUCCUGCAGAAACAUCGCUUUUCUGCUCCAGUUCCUUCCCUGGGCCGCUGGACGCGUAGAAAAUGCAGUCACUUAAAUUAUGUCCUUUCAAUCAGCACUGGUACACAGGCCACUGGAGACGGGCCAUAGAGCCAGCAAAAGUCCUCGCGGGUAUUCGGCAUUGGGAGGAAACUUCACCAUCUCCCCCUCUCCCUGACAAUGUGCAUUAGGAUUCCCGUGUCUAUAAAGAGAAAUCUCAUGUAUGUUUGCAACCCACCGCUUACGGCAAACAAAGCGCUUGCUUUAUUUAUAACAAGAUCUUCGCUCCCCCUCCCAAGCACAUGAAGUAAAAACAUUUACCAUAGACAAUUUCCGAUGGUCAUCGGAGGGUUUAAUUAGAUUUUUAGCAAAAUAGGAUUUGAUUUUUAUGAAAUGUAUUUGAAAAAUAUCUUCCUUUUAAAGGAACCUAAGCAGUGCAUAUAUCAUUAUAGAAACUGAAGUUUGUUUUUUUACUUGGUCAUGUAAAAAAAAAAUAGCCUGGUUGAGUGGUUACCACAGAUGUUUGCUGUGACAUCAUCAAUUUUCUAUAUUUAGGUUAUAAAAUAUGAAAACAAAGAUUAGAAAAAAACAAAAAAACAUUCAAUCUUCUAAAUGUUACAACAGCUUAAGGAAAAAAUAUUGAUAAAUAAAAAUGCUGAUGCUUUGCCAUUUAAUGUCCUACUUCUAUUUAUUUGAGCGAAUCCAAUAGACACCCAGAAAUUCAGAUAAGGUUAUAGAUGUGAGACUUGGAGUGUAAAUCAGUUGGGCAUUUUCUUCCAUGAAUGAGUGUAAUCAGCAUGAAAUUUAUCAGUAGGAAUUAACAAAAAUCUUUAAUUUCCAAGUUGCCUAAAAUCAGAGAUGAAAGACCACAUCUGUAAUGCUAUUCACCUGUUCCACAGGAGACUGUAUACAAUCAAAAAUAAGUAGCACUGGGAUUAUUUUUCCUGUUUAUUUAUAAAUUUGUCUCAUUCUAUUUACUUUUUUGUUUAUUAGCAUAUAGCGCAACCUAUAUAUUCUUUUUAUUUUUUUAUUUUUUUCGUCCAAUUUAUUUGAGGAUACGAGAGGGAACCUCAAUACUAUAGGUUGCUGCUUCCCCAUUUGUUCUUAGCUUCUACUGAUUUUUUUAGCGCUGACCCAUUACCUUUCGAUCAAAAAUAAGUGUUGCUUUCAUAAAGAUAUCUUGGCCUAAUAUGUUAAAGUAUGCAAAUCUGUUGGAUAGAAAUUUGAAAAUACCAGACAAAUCUAGUCAAUAAAUGUUUUAUUCUUUCUUUUACAGCUAAUCCAUCUUGACCUGUCAGUUGCCACCUUUGUUCUGAAAAUGAAAAUGUGUCCAGUCUUGUUACCUCCCUCACCUAUAGGUUUUUCUUCUAGAAAGCUAGGGAACAUGUUCUAAAUGAAGUUUUGUUUGUCUUCUUGUACGGAACAAUUAAUCUAUAUAUAUCUUGCGAAUAAAGCACAUGCGAUGGUUAACUUUGGAUAGGUGAUAUACAAAAUUGCUGCAAAUUAUCAUAAUCUAAUAAAAGUGGCUUUUUUGGUGAA